UCCAUGGGACUCUCAAGAGUCUCCUCCAGCACCAUAAUUCAAAAGCAUCCAUUCUUUGGCAAUCAGCCUUCUUUAUGGUCCAGCUCUCACUUCCAUACAUCACUACUGGAAAAACCAUGGCUUUAACUAUACAGACCUUUGUCGGCAAGGUGAUGGCUCUGCUUUUUAAGAUGCUGUCUAGGUUUGUCAUUGUUUUUCUCCCAAGAAGCAGGCGUCUUUUAAUUUCAUGACUGCUGUCACCAUCUGCAUAAAAUACCAUAGAUUGUUUUAAUUAGCCAAAUGCCUGGAAGAAGAGGAAUGUUUGUGCCCGGUGCCUAAAGAUCUAUUCUUGAUCUUGUAAAUGUGUGUACUAUUUGACUGCAAAAAAGGCCUCAGAGCAGCUUACAAAAGUUAACAGUAAAACCAAGAAAAAAACAACUUCAAAAGUUAAAAUACCAAAACAGGGUGAAAUUACUUCAACUUUCUAAGCAUAUCUUGCAUUCCACACACAUAAGGAAGGUAACCCAAUUUAUUAUGCUGAGUGUGUGCUGGGAAAGAGGCUGGGGAAAACUGAAAAGUUAGUUCUAGUUACAGGGUAGCUGUGUUGGUCUGACAUAGUCGAAACAAUAUUUAAAAAUUCCUUCCAGUAGCACCUUAGAGAUCAACUAAGUUUGUUAGAGAUGGAUGCAGGUGACGCUGUGGGUUAAACCACAGAGGCUAGGGCUUGCCGAUCAGAAGGUUGGCGGUUCGAAUCCCCUCAACGUAGUGAGCUCCUGUUGCUUGGUCCCAGCUCCUGCCAACCUAGCAGUUUGAAAGCAUGAAGUGCAAGUAGAUAAAUAGGUACCGCUCCGGCGGGAAAGUAAACGGCAUUUCCAUGCGCUGCUUUGGUCCGCCAGAAGCGGCUUAGUCAUGCUGGCCACAUGACCUGGAAGCUGUACACCAGCUCCCUCGGCCAAUAAAGGGAGAUGAGCACCGCAACCUCAGAGUCGUGUGCGACUGGACCUAACGGUCAGGGGUCCCUUUACCUUGAAGUUUGUUAUAGGUAUGAGCUUUCAUGUAUCUGAAGAAGUAUCCUAACAAUACCAAUAACAAACUUAGUUGAUCUCUAAGGUGCUACUGGAAGGAAUUUUUUCAAAAGUUAGCGUUCUGUGUAUGUUGACAGUUUAACGGACAUUGUGAAAGGCAAAAUAGGGUAUUUGAGAAAUAAAGCAAGCUUUAAAAAAAAAAUAUAGCAGGGACCUGAAUUCAUAAUUGUGGGUGGGAAUGGGCUAUUCGCAUUUAAAUGCGUAUAUUUCAUGACUAAAAUGCUAUUUAUGUGUGUUUAGUACAACCCGCUAUUUUUUCAAUUCUUUAAAUUAAAUACCUGUUCUGGCAAGCUCCAUUCUGUUUAUGUGGGACCAAGUGAAAGGGGUAAUAAACGUAUACUAUUUCAAGGGUUUCUCUAGCACAUGGCAUUGUUUAUUUUUAUGGUUUCAUUCCAUCCUUUACACUGUUAGCAAAACAAAACGAAUUAAAAAAACCCCCGCCACGCCUAAUAGCAGCUGCGCUCCCUUGACUUUGCUUGCAGACACGUUGCGAUUGUAAGCGCUUUUAAUGGGAUGAAAUAAUAACUGCCCCAAAUCAGAGCCUGCGCUGAAAAAACAAAAGAAAAAAAGCCCUCGGUUUCCCUUCCAUGGGCGGGUUUCUCUAACCUCGGGGAGGGAAAGAAUUAAAAAAAAAAGAAGUCUACAGAAGCCGGAAGUUGAGGCGGCGUGUCACUCUACCCGUUUCCUCUCUCUAGGGUGGCUACCUUUGUGCCCGACACCGGAAGUUCAGGCAGGGUGUCUCUCCGGCGUCUCUCUCCGUAGGAUGGCUACCUUUGUGCCACGUCUUGGCGCAGGCGCACUGGCGGCGCUGCUGGCUGCUGACGGGAGCUGACGCGGCCCGAGGAGAGGAGCCGCGGCCUAGCGAGCCUGGCGAGGCGGGGAAGGCCGGCCGGGGAAGAUGAACUUCUUGCGGGGCGUCAUGGGCGGCCAGAGCUCCGGGCCCCAGCCCUCCGGAGCCGAGACGGUGAGUCCUCCGCCGGGGAAGUUCGCUUAGGUUCCCCCUCCCCCGGCGGCGACCCGGGUCGCCCUUCCCCGGCGAAGUCCCUCCCUUGGGGCGCCCGGUGGCCUGACGGCCGGCUCCCUGUUCCACUCGCCCUUCCUCACCGCCCAUCACGUCAUCGGGUCUGAUUCACACGUUACGUGUAACACGCGUGUUUUGGCCUUGCGUGUACACAGCCUGUUCGUCGCUAUGCUUUUCAGUGUGGUUUUUAAUAACACUGAUUCUCGGGGGAAGGGCGGUAUGCAGGCUUGAUAUAUGGCGAUGGUAUUAUUAUUUUAUUUCUACAUUGGGCCGAUGAACAUCUUGUUGUUGUUUAGUUGUUUAGUCGUUUAGUCGUGUCCGACUCUUGGUGACCCCCUGGACCAGAGCAUGCCAGGCACUCCUGUCUUCCACUGCCUCCCGCAGUUUGGUCAAACACAUUUAUUAGCUUCGAGAACACUGUCCAGCCAUCUCGUCCUCUGUCGUCCCCUUCUCCUUGUGCCCUCCAUCUUUCCCAACGUCAGGGUCUUUUCCAGGGAGUCUUCCCUUCUCAUGAGGUGGCCAAAGUCUUGGAGCCUCAGCUUCAGGAUCUGUCCUUCCAGUGAGCACCCAGGGCUGAUUUCCUCCAGAAUGGAUAGGUUUGAUCUUCUUGCAGUCCAUGGGACUCUCCAGAGUCUCCUCCAGCACCAGAAUUCAAAAGCAUCAAUUCUUUGGCGAUCAGCCUUCUUUAUGGUCCAGCUCUCACUUCCAUACAUCACUAAUGGGAAAACCAUUGCUUUAACUAUACGGACCUUACAUCCUUUCAAAGAUGUUGGGGGCAUGGUUAUUAGUUUGUUCUUUUUCAUGUGUUCUGUGCUUUUAUGCUGUGAGCCAGCCUGCGAUCUUCGGGUGGAAGGCAGUAUGCAAAUUAAAUAAAUAAUGCCACUUUGCCAUUUACCAACCACUGUUUGACCUCAUCUGCUUUUUCAAACUUGCUGUCCCACCCACUGUCAUGUCCAUUUAUUUGGUGUGAAGGACCUUAUUUGUCUUCCGUAUAGUACUACUUUACCAGGCCUUUCCAUUUAAUAAGAGAGAGUUUUGGUAGGUACAUCUUUGCUAGCUCUACGCUACAGUUUGCUAAAAUGCUUUCUACAUUUGUGUGAUCAUAUAUUACCCAAAACACUUGUUACCACUCUUUCCUGUCUCCUUUCUCCCCAGUAGUGACAUAACUUGAAUACAAAAUAAUUUACCAGACUGACUUCUUGUACAGUGUUGUGUAACUUGUGUGUGGGAGUUUGGAUUUAUGUCACACUAUAAAUGAGGGUUUAGUAACCUGUGAUUCUGCAUAUGAUGAACACCCAGCACACUUCAUAUGGUCAUAUGGACAUCAAAUAUGAUACCAAUAACUCCCCAAGAAGUAGUACAAUCGAAAAAUUGAGGGGGGGUGUCUAUAAAAAGGUCCACAACUUUCAGAUUUUCCUUAAAAAAAGCUGAACAAUUAAAAGCUCAACAACUUUUGGGUGUCCUGGUUUUUACUUUUUGAAAUAUGGCAACCCUCUUGUUGGAUGAUUUAUGAAAGAUUUCUGAUUCCCAGUUGUUUAACAACAGUGUGGUUUCCAUACUUGCAAAGGAGGCAAAGUCAUUACAGUAGGGCCACAGAUUUUUCGUUGCCCAAGAGCAUCUUAGCUUGUUCGGUUCUUGACCAUGUUUCAGACCAGGUGAGUAUUUCUCAACUGCAGGAAUCUCCUUUCCAUGGAAGUUAUCUCAGUGCAGAGGCUGCAAUAAAAGAUGAUGUUUUGUGGCCUUUGAUCGAAGGAGAAACAACUCCCUGCAUUUUCUGAGUGUUCCCAGUAUGUAUCACUUUGUUUCUCAGAUACGCUGCCAGGAAAGUAGCCACUGCUUUGCUGUGCUAAAAACUUUUACGUGCAUCUUCAUGUUGAGUACUAAACAAAAACCUAUUGUCUGCAAUUAAUAGUGUGUGGGUGUAGGUCUUAACUUGUUUCACUGAAAAAUCAACUGUUUGAGACACAAAAGCCACAUCAUGUAGAGCUCCAUUUGCUUUCCCCUGUUUUCUUUUAAAAAGCUAUUUGAGUAUUGAUAGGCUGCAAGUCUGAGAGAAGGAUGCAUCGAGAGAGCUUAUUUUAAUCGUCUUUCCCCCACCAGUUGCUUAUCAGUUUAUAACCCCCCCCCAAAAAAGCAGCUUUGUUCACCUGUGUCAGGAAAACAUAUGGGUAUCCUGUAGCGCUCCUCCCCACUGUUGAGCUGAAACAGGACUAAGUGUUAAUCGUCUUUGCCUGCUCAUUUAUCUUUCAAGAUUUGCAGCAUGCCCAGAUUGAUUCUGCUUUGUAUUUUAAAACAAUAUGGAAAGGCGAGACUUCAUGUCAAGCCUAAAAUGCUGCAGUAUGCUAUUAUAAGGAACAGGAGAACUUUGGGAUGGAUAUUAGAGUGUAGCAAAACGUUUGGGCCAUAGCUCAGUGAUAGAGCACCUUGUAUGCAGAAGGUCCCAUAUUGAAUCCCAGGUAGGGCUGGGAGAUCUGCUGUCAGUCAUUGUGGACCAGUGUUCUUCAGCCUUGGGUCUACAGCUGCGUCAUCUCCAGAAAACUUACCGUAUUUUUCGCUCUAUAAGACGCACCAGACCACAAGACGCACCUAGUUUUUGGAGGAGGAAAACAAGAAAAAAAAUAUUCUGAAUCUUAGAAGCCAGAACAGCAAGAGGGAUCGCUGCGCAGUGAAAGCAGCAAUCCCUUUUGCUGUUCUGGCCUCUGGGGUAGUUGCGCAGCCUGCAUUCGCUCCAUAAGACGCACACACAUUUCCCCUUACUUUUUAGGAGGGGAAAAGUGAGUCUUAUAGAGCAAAAAAUACAGUACCUAAUGCUCAGGGAAGAUGACCGCUGAAUGGUGUUUAUGUUGGUAUGUACUGUGUAUAUGCACACAUAUACAGAUACAUACAUACACACACAGGGACGCGGGUGGCGCUGUGGUCUAAACCACUGAGCCUAGGGCUUGCCGAUCGGAAGGUCAGCGGUUUGAAUCCCUGCGAUGGGGUGAGCUCCCAUUGCUCGGUCCCUGUUCCUGCCCACCUAGCAGUUUGAAAGCACACCAGUGCAAGUAGAUAAAUAGGUAUCGCUCCGGCAGGAAGGUAAACGGCGUUUCCGUGCGCUGCUCUGGUUCUCCAGAAGCGUCUUAGUCAUGCUGGCCAUGUGACCCGGAAGGUGUCUGCGGACAAACGCCAGCUCCGUCGGCCUAUAGAGCGAGGUGAGUGCACAAACCCCAGAGUCAUCCGCGACUGGACCUAACGGUCAGGGGUACCUUUACAUACACACACACGGGCAUAACUUGGGUGAGCAAGCUAUAUUAUUAAUAAGCAUAACAGGAAAACACCUGAGGGAGUGAAAAUACUUUGUAGAAAUAUAUGCUUCUAAUAUCUUUAAAAUGAAAAACUUGUAGUCUUCCUUGGUUCUUGAUCUGCACCAUCUUUUCAUUGAAUAGAUGUUGAAUAGUUGAUGCUUUAACAAAACAAGUGAGUCUUGGCACAUGCAAGUUCAAAAUUCAUUAUUUAAAAAAUUUAUUUGGAUGUGGGGUAAAGGUAAAGGUACCCCUGACCGUUAGGUCCAGUCGUGGACGAUUCUGGGGUUGCGCGCUCAUCUCGCUCUAUAGGCCGAGGGAGCCGGCGUUUGUCCGCAGACAGCUUCCGGGUCAUGUGGCCAGAAUGACUAAGCCGCUUCUGGCGAACCAGAGCAGCGCACGGAAAUGCCGUUUACCUUCCCGCCGGAGCAGUACCUAUUUAUUAUCUACUUGCACUUUGACGUGCUUUCGAACUGCUAGGUUGGCAGGAUCUGGGACCAAACAACAGGAGCGAACCCCAUCACGGGGAUUCGAACCGCCAACCUUCUGAUCGGCAAGCCCUAGGCUUGGUUUAGACCACAGUGCCACCCACGUCCCAUGGAUGUGGGUUAAGCAUUCCUAACUAUAAUUCUAGGUUUGCCCCUUUUUUCCAGAGUCUACUGGUAGUAUUCAGCUAAGUUUUACUCAGAGUCGACCCUCUGAAAUUAAUGGGUCCAACUUAGCCAUGGUCAUGCAUUCAGUGCAGCUUAGUUGAAUGCCACCCUGUGGUGGGGGGAAGGAUUGCAGCACAGUGGUAGGGCAGAUGUUAUGGAUACAGAAAGUUCCAGGAGUCAGACUUUGGCAUCUCCAGGAAAGGCUGAGAAGGACUCGUGCCUGAAACUGACCACGGUCUGACCUUGAUACUUGCUUUUGCAUGAGGCUGAUGGAACAGUUUGAGCUUCAACUCGGGUAAAGUUUCAGCGGUGGAACAGCUCAAAGAUGAAGUGAGGAGAAGAUAUUUACAAACAACAGAGAACUUUCUGAAAUACUUCAAUUUUAUUUCUCUUAUAGAUUCAGAAAUUAUGUGAUAGAGUAGCAUCUUCAACCUUACUUGAUGAUCGCAGGGAUGCUGUACGUGCACUAAAAUCUCUUUCAAAGGUAUGUAUGUUUUGUCCCUUACAUGAAAUUUUAAUUGUGUAUGACACCAGUGUGGUGCAGUGGUUAAGAGUGGUAGUCUUGUAAUCUGGGGAACUGGGUUCGCUUCCCCGCUCCUCCACAUGCAGCUGCUGGGUGACCUUGGGCCAGUCACACUUCUCUGAAGUCUCUCAGCCUCACUCACCUCACAGAGUGUUUGUUGUGGGGAGGAAGGGAAAGGAGAAUGUUAGCCGCUUUGAGACUCCUUCGGGUAGUGAUAAAGUGGGAUAGCAAAUCCAAACUCUUCUUCUUCUUCUUCUUCUUCACCUAAUAGUACUUGGUGGCAAUUUGAGAGUUCUGUAAUUUUCUUUUAGUUGUUACUUCUGUUCUUCAAUUUCACAGAAAUAUCGCCUGGAAGUGGGGGUUCAAGCUAUGCCUCAUCUUAUCCAUGUUCUCCAGACAGAUCGGUAAGCCUCUUAUGGAAAAUCUAAAAGUAUGCAAGCAAGUGUUCUGCAUUAGUCACUUUUUCUGUUGUGUAGCAUGAGCUGCAAUUGAAUUCAAAUUAAUGUGAAAAUGAUGAAAUUGCACGGUUUUUUUAAAUAAGAAAGCAAUUGCCAAAAUCCAAAACAUCAAUUUGUUUUCAGUUAACCUCAGCAAGUCCAAAAAGCGUUUAAAAAUAUCAGUUUUGUAUUUGGAAAGAUUAAGAGCAAUAAUAGCCAAUAAGACCGGGGAAGGCAACCUAAGGCCUGGGGGCCGGAUGCGGCCCAAUCGCCUUCUCAAUUCGGCCAGUGGACGGUCCGGGAAUCAGCGUGUUUUUACAUGAGUAGAAUGUGUCCUUUUAUUUUAAAUGCAUCUCUGGGUUAUUUGUGGAGCCUGCCUGGUGUUUUUACAUGAGCAGAAUGUGUGCUUUUAUUUAAAAUGCACAGGAAUUCGUUCAUUAUUUUUUUCCAAAAUAUAGUCUGGCCCACCACAUGGUCUGAGGGACGGUGGGCCGGCCCACAGCUGAAAAAGGUUGCUGACCCCUGAAUAAGACAGUCACAGCCCCAUAAGAGAUACCAUAUUUGGAUCUUCGCAGCCUUACAUCAAUGCUACAGCCUUUUAUUUUGCUGCUGCUAAUUAGGCCACUUUUACUAUUUGUGUGGAUGAUUUUAUUUUUUGGAAUGUUAGUGCUUUUCAUUCAGUGAGAGAUUGUGCUUGUAUUCACAGUUCAGAUUCCGAAAUAAUUGGCUAUGCUUUGGAUACACUCUACAAUAUCAUUUCGAAUGAUUUGGAAGAGGAAGAACAAGGUAUACACUUGCUUUUUUAUAUUAGCUUCUUAACAACUAGAUGAAUAAGCAUGCCCCAUUUUUUGGUUACCUAGGGCUCAGUAAGCUUGUCAAAACACAUAUGCCCACUUUCUGAAUACUUGAAGUAACCAGGACAAUGAAUGCUCUUUCCAUCCGUAUGGUAAAACCAGCAGCUGGUUGGUUGCAGCUGUUGGAUUUGUAGCAACACUCUGUGGAGCACAGUAAAGUUACUGAUCUUCAGACAGAACGACACAGGUUUAGCUGACCCGAUCAUUUCAGAAGUCAGUGAAGGACAUUCAUCAAAAGGAAAUGAGAGCCCUUCAUAGGUUACACAAAUAAGAGGAAGACAGAAGGAAACAAGUGACUUGAACCACAGGAGGUUUUUUGCUUGUAAUUGUGGAGUAGAGUUUGCAGAUCUCUCCCAGGGUCAUAUUCCUGAGAUCCAAAUGAUGGCUCGUUAUGAAUGAGAUUAUGAGUUUCUCCACUAAAGAAGUGGGAAAACAGGAGUUGCAAAUGCUACUGCUUCCUCUCACAGUUUGCUAAGAUCUAGGGAUUGCAUUAACAUGUGACAGGGCCAAAUUUGGCCACCCACUCUUCUGUACCUUGUCCCUAUCUACCGUUCAGAGCCUUUGGUCGUGUUCUUAGUGCUAAUGCACUGAGAACUACUGUACUUCCUAAGACCUAUACUAGGUGCCAGGUUAAAAAGGUAAAGGACCCCUGACAGUUAAGUCCAGUCGCAGACGACUUUGGGGUUGUGGCGCUCAUCUCACUUUACAGGCCGAGGGAGCCGGCGUUUGUCCGCAGACAGUUUUCCGGGUCAUGUGGCCAGCAUGGCUAAGCCGCUUCUGGCGCAAUGGAACACUGAAACCAGAGCAGCGCAAGGAAACGGUGUUUACCUUAUCGCCAGAAGUAUUUAUCUACUUGCAUUUUUUGGCGUGCUUUCGAACUGCUAGGUUGGCAGGAACUGGGACAGAGCAACGAGAGCUCACCCCGUUGUGGGGAUUCGAACCACCGACCUUCUGAUCGGCAAGCCCCAGAGGCUCAGUGGUUUAGACCACAGCACCAUCCACAUCCCUUACAGGUGCCAGGUUACACACCACCAAAUACUUUUCAUGUCCCUGCUGAUCCUCCAAAUUUGUACAAGUACAACAGUUUAUGGCAGGCAUAGGCAAACCGGCCCCCCAGAGUUCUUGCAGGACUUUUAAUGCUUUUCCUGAUGAGUUGGAGGUCAGCUAGGUUUUUGAGAAGCUGUACAAUGUUUACAAACUAAAAGGAAGAAAAUCAUGAUGAAAAUAGCUGUACAGAGCUUCUUACUUUUUACGUGAAUUCAAGAUAGAAAUGCUUGCAAGUAGUUUUCUAGAAUAUUUCAUUUUAUGUGGAAUAAUGGAAUGUGCAUUGACAGAACUUUCAAUUCGGCCUCGUUGCACUGUAUAGGUAUAUUUGAAUGUGCCAAAAUAUUUACUUGCAUGAGUAUAUCUUGCUGGUUCUGGUACUGAUUCUUCAGAAGUAAUUUUCUGAAUUUUUAGCUACUAGAUUGUGCAGUGCAAACCGAGGAAGGAAUGUUGAGAAUACUUUGUAUAUUCUGCGAGCAGAUGAUUAUUUAUUUGUUAAAUACUUAAAAUUGAACUCUGCUUUGAACCACCAGAAUGCCUAACGAAACAAUAAAAGAAAGAAGGGACAUAGGCAAACCAGUGGAUUCAGUUACGUUACAGUUAUAUACUACCCAGAUUGGAAUGAUAACUUUUACAGGCAGUCCAGGGAGGGAAGAAACAAGGGGCAGUUGCCCCCAGUUAGGCCAAUUUUGGAGAGGGCUAUGCCAGCAUAUUCGCCAUCAGGAGGGCUGUCUCCUCACUCUUGAUGGCGAAUAUGCUUUGAUGACAGUUGGCCAAACCAAGGCAUCCCAUGGGAGGCGGGGAGAACAGGGACACACCUGUUUCUUUAGAGAGUGUAGAAACAUCAGCGUAGCGAUCAAGGCUUAGGGAGGACAAGAUUGUGGAAUCUUUGCUGGGCCUCCAGAGGAUGUUUUUAACUAAAUUUGUUUAGGGGUGCCUCAGUUAAACUAAUCAAGUAACCACUGUAGUGAGCAUUGAUCUGUAGUUCUUCCUUUUGAAAUCAGUUUUAUGCCAUUAACCAAUCUUUUGUGCCGUACUAAAUUGAAAUCUGCUUCAUUUUUGAAUCUUUCUCUCUUCUUGUCUGCCUUUACAGAUGAUUCUGAAGGUAAAGCAACCUGAAUUUAUAUUAGCAUGGUGUGUCUUUAGCUAUAGUUCUAAGCAUUAACUGACUCACAACACCAUUAAUCGGUUUUUAAAAGGAUACUGUGUAGACUUUUGCAAGUGUUUUAGCCCUCUCUUCUUAACACUUUUAAAUUUUGCAUCUGUUUUGGCCCCUUUCAUGUCAAAGGGGAGCCAUGUGACUGCUCAAAUUGAUAAUUGAUGGAGAGAAAUGUGUCUUGUAACGUUAGAUACUGAAUUAAAAUACCUGAAAUACUUUUCCAUUUGUUACUAAGAUUGCUGAGUUCAUUAUGAAGGGGGCAAUAUGAACACCCAGUGUUCAGAAAUAAUUGCUGAAUUGCAAAUAUUUUAUAGCAGUUGAAGUUCAAAAGUGUAUUUGUUGCAGUGUCCUUUUUAAACAACGCUGUGUACAUGAGCAUGCAUCUUAACAGCCCUUUGAUUCCAAGGUCCACUUGGAAUCAUGUUGCAGGCAUCUUCUGUAAUAAAAACUUUUAUAUCAAAUGGCUAAUCUUAAAAUACUUCAUCGCAAUACUGUACUAAUGAUGUCGAAUACAUUGUAACCUGGUUAAUAGCAUAAUAUUGAUAUGCAUAUGAGGCUUUCUUGCUAUUAACAUAUUAUUUUGCCUGUAUCCUUUCCUGGAUUUUCUCUUGUCAGUUUAUUUUAACAUUUUGGAAGAUAAGGAAUAUAAUGUUGGAAUAUGGCAUUGGCAUAUUGGUUGGGUUUUAGCCAGUGCUAGUCCUACUCAGAGUAGACCCACUGAAGUUACUUUACACGACUAGCUUAGGUUGAUUUCACUGGGUCUAUCCGUGUGUAGAACUUGGUUGGCUACAGCCCACUGGAUUUGAGGUCAACUUUGAUGAUCAGUGUCCUCAAAGCUGGGGGAAAAUUGAUGGUAUUGAGGAAUUUUAACUUUCAGAUUUGUGUGUCCAGUGGGACAAAUGGACAAAAUUGCAUGCUUCCAUUGUGGCUGUGGCUGCCAAUACUGUCUUAACUCUCCUCUGGCAGCCCCUUCCUGGCUUUUCCCUAGCCCUUUCUCCUACAAACAGAGUGACUGGUGGAGUGGAGCAAAUUGAAGAGAGGCUUGCCCUUCUGAGGUCAAAGAAGGGUUAUGGCUAGCAGGAAAGAAGAUUUGCCUGAGGAAUAGAGGUUAAAAGGAGCUGGAGGGGAUAAGGAGGAAAACAGGAUGAUGGCUCCUCCUGAACCUGGUGCGACUUAGAAGAGCAGAAAAUGGGGCUUCAAGGGAACAGAGUCUGCCUAACAAGUCUCAAAGUGAACUAGGUAGAGAUGUAAAAAGGUAAAGGGACCCCUGACCAUUAGGUCCAGUCGUGACCGACUCUGGGGUUGCGGCGCUCAUCUCGCUUUAUUGGCCGAAGGAGCCGGCGUACAGCUUCCGGGUCAUGUGGCCAGCAGGACUAAGCCGCUUCUGGUGAACCAGAGCAGCGCACGGAAACGGCGUUUACCUUCCCGCCGGAGCGGUACCUAUUUAUCUACUUGCACUUUGACGUGCUUUCAAACUGCUAGGUUGGCAGGAGAGGUAGAGAUGUAGCCCAGCAAAAAAUAAGUAAGUAGAGACACGGGGCAAGCCAAAAGGGAGAGGUCCAUUUUCCUAACUCCUGGAAAGCCUAUCUCUGAAGUUGCCAUUGGAAGACCAAAGUCCCGCAACUAGACAAGAAGGCAGUAGCUAACAAGAGGACUGAAAAAAGCUGCUGCUUGAGGGAGAAGUACCUACUGCUUGAAGUAAAUACGUUGUCUAGAAGCAUAUAACGUACCUAUAACAACCUGCAAGAAGAAAUAAAAGCCCUCAACACUUCAGAUUUGAUUCUCAGGUGUGCUGGCUGGGAGCCAGUGGGCCUGGUCUUCAUAAUUCCUAUGUAUAAAUUGCUGAACGCCUUAUUUGGAAAGGUUACACCAGCCUUCUCUGAUUCUGUACCAAUUGUUGUUGUUGUUCAGUCGUUUAGUCGUGUCCGACUCUUCGUGACCCCAUGGACCAGAGCAUGCCAGGCACUUCUGUCUUCCACUGCCUCCCGCAGUUUGGUCAGACUCAUGCUGGUAGCUUUGAGAACACUGUCCAACCAUCUCGUUCUCUGUCGUCCCCUUCUCCUUGUGCCCUCCAUCUUUCCCAACAUCAGGGUAUUUUCCAGAGAGUCUUUUCUUCUCAUGAGGUGGCCAAAGUAUUGGAGCCUCAGCUUCAGGAUCUGUCCUUCCAGUGAGCACUCAGGACUGAUUUUCUUAAGAAUGGAUAGGUUUGAUUUUCUUGCAGUCCAUGGGACUCUCAAGAGUCUCCUCCAGCACCAGAAUUCAAAAGCAUCAAUUCUUCGGCAAUCAGCCUUCUUUAUGGUCCAGCUCUCACUUCCAUACAUCACUACUGGGAAAACCAUAGCUUUCACUAUACGGACCUUUGUUGGCAAGGUGAUGUCUCUGUGUUUGUCUAGGUUUGUCACUGCUUUUCUCCCAAGAAGCAGGCGUCUUUUAAUUUCGUGACUGCUGUCACCAUCUGCAGUGAUCAUGGAGCCCAAGAAUUACACGUGGUCAAAAUGGAGACGUUCUCCUUCCGUAUUGAAGAUCAUGCUGUUUCUUCUCCAUUGAAAAUGAGGAAUUAGCUAACACAAAUGAGAAGUUGUGACUAGGACAGGCCACAAGUAUAGCAUUGUCCAAACUGCAUAAAAUAUUUGGGCUUAGUUUAAUGAUAUGUUACGGCUGAACCAAGCUGUUCUGUCAUUUGUGUACAGUCGUUUAUGGAGGACUGUCCCCACCAGGCUUUUAUGAUACAAAACUCACUAUUUUCUCUUCAUAGCAAGAUACACAUGGAAUGGGAUAUGGUUAAAGUCAAAGGAGUCUUGGAUUCCUUUUCCAGUAGCAGAGCAAGAGUAUAGCUCAGUAAACCACAGGAGCUAAUAAAUUGGCAAUUUUGCUUGCACCUGUUUAGUAAAAAACACAAGACAAUGUUUCUCUGAUGCUUCAAGAAUAAAGGAAGUUCUACAAAUUGGGAAUGUUCUUUACUCAUGAAUAUGUGAAUCCUAUGGCAAAUAGGAUAUCACUUCUGUAUGGUAGUUUCUUCUUUACGUGGAGUCCCACAUGCAUGUUUUGUGGCUCUACGGUGCAACAUUUGGAAUCUGGGCAAUGAAACACUUUGGCAGCAGGCCUGUCCCCAGCCACAACUCAGAUCAUGGUUGCUACAGUGAUAACAUUGUCAGAACUUUCUCUUCAUUUUGAGCUUUUUUUAAAAAAAAAACUCCCCCUCCUUUUUUUAUUUAAGCUUUCUCUCUUUCAUUUUGCAUUUUACUUUACCUUGCUACCAUGUGCCUGCUGUGAUAGUAAGUUCCCCGUUUGUUCAGAUCACAGCUGUUAUCUGUUCUGUCUGGGGUGGUGGAUAAAGGUAAAGGUAAAGAAACCCCUGACCAUUAGGUCCAGUCGUGGCUGACUCUGGGGUUGCGGCACUCAUCUCGCUUUAUUGGCCGAGGGAGCCGGUGUACAGCUUCCGGGUCAUGUGGCCAGCAUGACUAAGCCGCUUCUGGCGAACCAGAGCAGCACAUGGAAAUGCCGUUUACCUUCCCGCUGGAGCGGUACCUAUUUAUCUACUUGCACUUUGACGUGCUUUCGAACUGCUAGGUUGGCAGGAGCAGGGACCGAGCAACGGGAGCUCACCCUGUCACGGGGAUUCGAACCGCCGACCUUCUGAUCGGCAAGUCCUAGACUCAGUGGUUUAACCCACAGCGCCACCUGCGUCCCACUGGGGUGGUGGAUACUUGCCACAAAUUCAUGAGACAGGCAUGCUGCGCUAGUGUUGGGCAAUCCUAUGGGAGCAGGCCCUCUCUCUGGUAGACACAGGCCCCUUUAGUGCUACCUAAGUGAAUGUGCCCUGUUUUGGCAUCACUGUUUUUCCUACUGACAAUUGAAGAAGAAGAGGAGUUUGGAUUUGAUAUCCCGCCUUUCACUCCCUUUAAGGAGUCUCAAAGCGGCUAACAUUCUCCUUUCCCUUCCUCCCCCACAAUAAACACUCUAUGAGGUGAGUGGGGCUGAGAGACUUCAGAGAAGUGUGACUGGCCCAAGGUCACCCAGCAGCUGCAUGUGGAGGAGCGGGGAAUCAAACCCAGUUCACCAGAUUACGAGACUACCGCUCUUAACCACUACACCACACUGGCUCUCAGUAAUCUUGAGGCAGUAAUCUUGGCCUGUCUGGCCAUUUUACAAGCUCCCAGGCCAGUUGCAGGUGCCAUGGCAGUGUCCCCUGAGGUUCUGCACCUGUGUCCUUGAUAUAGAAAUGCUUGUUUCUUUUUGUGAAUUCCAGAAGCCAGCCUUCCUUUUACAGUCGUACCUUGGUUGUCCAACACCAUAGUACUCAGAUGUUUUGGCUCCCGAAUGCUGCAAACCAGGAAGUGAGCAUUCUGGUUUACGAAUGUUUUUCAUGAGCCAAACAUCCGGUGCAGCUUCCAAACUGGGAAGCUCCUGCAGCCAGUCGGAAGCUGCGCCUUGGUUUUUGAACCGUUCUGGGAGUCGAAUGGACUCCCGGAACGUAUUAAGUUCAUCUACCAAGGUACCAGUCUGUUCAUUUUCUCUCUCUGAAUUUUUAAAAAAGCAACUGUUCCAAGAUAAGCUAGAUUUUCAUACUUCACUGCAGGGAACUGUACAUGUGAUCUCAUAUUAAAGGUAUCAUCCUUUGAGUAUGGUUAUGCUUUGAGCAUGAAUAUGCAUUUCCAUCAUAUCUGCCGUGUAAAGCAUUGCACAUCUCAAAUAAUUAUGUUUGUCAUGAACAUGCAAUUAUUAACACAUUGCCUCUGAGGAAAGUGGAGGUCUCAGUUUUUCUUUCUGCAUGUCACACCACUGAAUACAUAUGCUAAUUAUAAAGUUUUUGGGGAAUAAUGUAGAAAAUAAAUGAGUGGGGUGGACAAAAAACAAAGCCACUGUCCGGGUGAUGUAAACCAGGCAUGUCCAAAGUCCGUUUUGGGGGCUUAAUGUGGCUUUCUGAUCGAUUUAAUCUGGCCCCUGUGGCAGUAUAUGUCCUGGUGCAAAAUCCUAAAAGCUCCACAACUUCAAUCCUAAGAAAUCGGGCCCUCUUAGAAAAUUGUUUGGGCACCCCUGUAAACAGUCCAAAGUCAAUAAAUAAUACUAGCUAAAUGUGCAAAGUACAUUGCUAAACAAAACACUUGACCUCUUAGAGGCCUUUUUCUUGAUGUGAGCUUCAGGAAGAACUCCCCCUGCUGCCACCUGAUGUGAGAUUCUCCCAAAUUUGCUGUCAGUGGUGGGUCAGACAGCAGAUUCCUACAAGCUAACUUUCUAGCAGAUUUGCUAACGGGAUAAAGGCUUGGAGCAAAUAUUAUUUGGAUUCAUAAAUAGAUGCAACAUAUGCCACAGUAGUAAUAUUGCCAUGGUUGAUGCCUUAUUCCUAAAUGCCCAUAUGGAGUUUUAAAAAAUAUUUAAUGUUUGCAAAGAGCAGGCCCAAUGAAAUUAAUGUGAACAUCUGGAAGGAUAGCUGGGAUAGAAAUACUUCUAUUAAAUAAUGAACAAUUUAUUGGUAAAUAUAGCUCUCUCUUUCCUGACUGUCUUCAGCAUUUUUCAGCCAGUCCAUGUUAACUUUCACACCUGAAGUUGUGAAAUGUUCUAGUGCACAUUAAAUAUGUUCUGUAACAUUGAUUGGUGGAUGACAAUUAUUUUUUAAGCUAAAAUUUUUAUUACGUUUACUCAAAUAGUACUUGUUGGCAAUUACGGAGCUGAUUGAAGCUUUGCUGUAAUUGAACCUUUGUUAAUGUUACAGAAGAAAAUUCGCAGAAACAAACAGAAGACCUUGGAAGUCAAUUUACAGAGCUUUUCAUUAAACAGCAAGACAAUAUCACUCUUCUGCUGACCUAUUUGGAGGUGAGAACUGUUCUCCUUUAGUCAUAGAAUAAGCAUACAAAUUUGUUGGUUGAUAUUGCGGUGAACAAAGCUGUAUUAAUCUGGGGAGGGUGGAUCUUGUUCACUCCUUUUUACUGCUGUCUUCCCUACUUGACCAGCAAAUCCAGUCACAGAGCCAGGCUAGGGGAAAAGCAUCAUUUGAAGGGUUGUAGAGGAAGUGAUGUUUAACUGGGACUUGGGAAGUCAGGGGUUCCUAUCUUCAUUCAGUUGUGACGCUAUCUGGGGGAUUAGCUCAGUGUCACAUUGUGGGGAUAACAUGGAAGAGAAGAGCCCUGGUAGUUUGAGCACCUGGGAAGAAGGGCAGGAUAUAAAUGUAAAAAACAAUCCUUUCAUUUAAGUAGCAUAGCAACCUGUUCUCAAUUUCAGUGUGCCUUCAAGCUUUGUUAGAUCAGUCCAAGGGUUAAAGUAGAGUACCCAGGAACAGUAAUUGAAUUUUCAAAAUUAUACAUUAAUUGCACUAAAGUGGCUAAGCUAUGAACCAGAAAGUCCCUGCUGCAAAUUUUGCCCCUGUUGGGAGCAUACUAGGUAAAGUUAAAGGGACCCCUGACCAUUAGGUCCAGUCGUGACCGACUCUGGGGUUGUGCGCUCAUCUCGCUCUAUAGGCCGAGGGAGCCGGCGUUUGUCUGCAGACAGCUUCCGGGUCAUGUGGCCAGCAUGACUAAGCCACUUCUGGAGAACCAGAGCAACACAUGGAAACGCCGUUUACCUUCCCGCUGGAGUGGUCCCUAUUUAUCUACUUGCACUUUGACGUGCUUUCGAACUGCUAGGUUGGCAGGAGCAGGGACCAAACAACAGAAGCUCACCCGGGGAUUUGAACCGCCAACCUUCUGAUCGGCAAGUCCUAGGCUCUGUGGUUUAACCCACAGCGCCACCCGCGUCCCUCAGCAUACUAGAUGGCUGAAACAGGGGAAUAAUACUGGCCUGCCUUGCAGUAAGGAUUAUUGAUUAUGUGUAUGAAGUUCUAUACAAAUGUUGGUGAUGUUAUGAUUAUCUUAAUUUGGCUGUCAUUUAGACCAGAAAGUAAACUUCCUUUGACAGAAGCAGAGCAUAUCAUUUUGUGGCUGUUGUUGUUGUUUUUGGUAAAAUAAUAGCACAAAUAUUGGCCAGAAUAAUCGUAAGCAAUGAAAUACAGUGGAUUUUAAUGCUGAGGCAUGUUGACUUGCAGGAAUUUGAUUUUCACGUCCGGUGGCCUGGAGUGAAACUUCUUACAGUGCUAUUAAAACAGCAGGGCCCCCAAGUGCAGCAGAUAAUACUAGUCAGCCCCAUGGGUAAGUAUUUAUUUUAUUUUAAAACAUUUCUAUAUAGCUUUUCAGAUGCAGUGACCUCCCAAAGCAGUUUACAGUAAAAAAAUAAACAUCAGUAAAAAUCCAUACAAUAAAGCAAGGAAAGGCCAGCAAAAGAAAAACUUCUUAAGAACCAAAUAAAGCCAUCCAUCAAGGCAUACUAUCCUGGACACAUGAAAAGAUUUACAUCAUCAUAAACUUUAUUGCACUAGCCAAAGGCCAUGGCAUCAUUCACAAAGGAAACAAAAAGAAAAACAGCAAUAACCAUAAAAACAUCAGGCACCGCAAAUACAAUAAACCACGGUCACGUCUGUUAGAAAUUAUUUGUUGCAUACGACAGAAUAGCAGUUGGUUCUCAGAUAGAAUGGGCCGGCUUAAAUAUCCGAAUCACCUUUGCAACUGACCAGUAUUUUAUCUAGUUCUUUUCUCCUGAUCUUCUUAGCUGCCAACGCAUAUAGUGCUACUUUAUAAGUUACGAAGUCGUCAGUAUCACUCAGCAGCCAUGUCACCCUUUCCGUCCUGUUCAAGUGUGUUCCGUUCGUAAGCAGGGGUUUUAUAAAUCGGACUCUUGGUUCUAUAUAUAGCGGGCAUUGCAAUAAAUAGUGGUACAGGUCCUCUAUGUAAGUCUCUCCUUGUACUGUACUUUGCCAUAACGACCAUCCACCACCGCCGAGGGCAUCAAUUGGAAUCGUAAUUCUGUACAGUGGUACCUCGGGUUACAUGUGCUUCAGGUUACAGACACUUCAGGUUACAGACUCGGCUAACCCAGAAAUAGUACCUCGGGUUAAGAACUUUGCUUCAGGAUGAGAACAGAAAUCAUGCUCCAGCGGUGCGGUGGCAGCAGGAGGCCCCAUUAGCUAAAGUGGUGCUUCAGGUUAAGAACAGUUUCAGGUUAAGAACGGACCUCCGGAACGAAUUAAGUACUUAACCUGAGGUACCAUUGUAAAAGCGAUUCUUAGUACGGCAAGUGGGAGCUUUGUCAGAUAACUAGCUCGGAUGUGCUCCGUUUUGAUAAGUGGGAACCAUAGUGAACUUUUGGUAGAGGCAAUCGUGGUUAAAUCCCUUUCUGCAUCGGACUUGAAGAGACAAUCUCUUAAGUGCCUCUUAUCCAUCUUCAUGAUCACCUGAAGAUCUUGUACAGUGGUACCUCGGGUUAAGUACUUAAUUUGUUCCGGAGGUCCAUUCUUAACCUGAAACUGUUCUUAACCUGAAGCACCACUUUAGCUAUUGGGUUCUCCCGCUGCCACCACGCUGCUGGAGCACGAUUUCUGUUCUCAUCCUGAAGCAAAGUUCUUAACCCGAGGUCCUAUUUCUGGGUUAGCGGAGUCUGUAACCUGAAGCGUAUGUAACCUGAAGCGUAUGUAAUCCGAGGUACCACUGUAAUUGAAAUUGGGUCAAGAGGCGUUGGAUGCCAUGCUUCCAACAUUUGGUCUCUUCUUGUUCUGUGUGGGACAUAGCAGGGAAUCUCUCCUCCGAGAGAGAUUGAAGUCUUGAAAAGAUUUUCGCUGGUGCAGAAAAGAUAAAAUUAUGAACCAGACAAUCCUCUAUGGGGAGCACAUUCCAUUAGCAAGUGCCACAACUAAAAGAAGGUCCUAUUCUCCUUCUACACCCAUCCCACCAAGGGGUGUGGUGUGGUCCAGCAUCAGGGCUUCUAAGGAUGCUAAUAGUUAAGUCGAAUACUCUUGUGGUAGGUGGUCCUUGAAAUAGGUAAAGGUAAAGGGACUCCUGACCAUUUAGGUCCAGUCGUGGCCGACUCUGGGGUUGCGGCGCUCAUCUCGCUUUAUUGGCCGAGGGAGCCGGCGUACAGCUUCCAGGUCAUGUGGCCAGCAUGACUACGCCGCUUCUGGCAAACCAGAGCAGCGCAUGGAAACACCGUUUACCUUCCCACCGCAGCGGUACCUAUUUAUCUACUUGCACUUUGAGGUGCUUUCGAACUGCUAGGUUGGCAGGAGCAGGGACUGAACAACGGGAGCUCACCCCGUCGCAGGGAUUCAAACCGCCGACCUUCGGAUCGGCAAGCCCUAGGCUCUGUGGUUUAACUCACAGCGCCACCCGCGUCCCAGUCCUUGAAAUACUGUGCUCUAAAGCCAUUUACGGUUUUAAAGUUAAAAGCAGCACCUUCAAUUUGGCUUAGAAACUGAUCUGAAGCUAGUUCAGCUGUUCAAGACUGACUCACUAGGUAUAUUCAACAUGCCUGAUCCCACUGAGCACAGAAUACAGUGGUACCUCGGGUUAAGUACUUAAUUCGUUCCAGAGGUCCGUUCUUAACCUGAAACUGUUCUUAACCUGAAGCACCACUUUAGCUCAUGGGGCCUCCCGCUGCCACCGUGCUGCUGGAGCACGAUUUCUGUUCUCAUCCUGAAGCAAAGCUCUUAACCCGAGGUACUAUUUCUGGGUUAGCAGAGUCUGUAACCUGAAGCGUAUGUAACCUGAAGCGUAUGUAACCCGAGGUACCACUGUACAGCAGAAAAGUUACUGUCUAGUUUCUGAACUAGGCUGCGUUGCGGUAAUCCAAACAGGAUAUUACCAGGCUGUAAUUACUGUGGCCAGGCUAUUUUCAUCCAGGAGAGAUUCAUCAAUGUAAACGGGUGAAAGGUGCUUCAUCCCUUCAAGGCCACUUGACCUCUCAGAGAUAAGCCCAAUAGCAUCAUCCAACCUGUGAAUCCGAUGCUCUAUCCAGAGCAGCCUGAACACAUUUCUGCGUCUGAAAUGUAGCCAGAACAUCUGCUAGGCUGUAGUGAUACAAAGGGGAGCAUCCACAGCUUUUUAAGGUCUCUGAAUGCUGGUAAGCCAUUCCAGAAGUUGCUGUUUUCACAGGUUUUUUAAGUGUGACACAUCUCACAGUGUGAAUGCAGAAAUUAUUAGGUUCAGUUCUUGGCAUUUUUAGUUAAAUGGAUCUCCAUUUGUUGUUUUUUUAAAAAAAUGAUAUUUAUUCCAAGUUUAAAAUUACAAAAAGAGGAAAAAAACAGUACAAAAUACAAAGAAAAAUUUAACCAUAACAGAGCCAUAAGUAAAAAGAAAAAAUAGAACAAUAAAAUAGAAUAUAGAAGAAAAAAAAAGCAAGACAAAAAAUAUAAAAAUGCAUUAAAUUAAAAUAGAACAAAAACAGAUUAAACAUUUACAUAGCUUUUUCCCUUUACUUAUUUCCUUGACCUCCUCUCACCUCCCAAUUUUGUAUUCUAGUUCAGAUCAUUUUUUCAGCAAAUCCUUCCAACCUUAUUUUCAUUUACGUAUUUUAAUUUAAAAUAUUGUAAUUAAACAUCCUCUGUUUCAUCGAUUUCAUCAGCUCAUUUUUGCUUAAUCCUUUAUAUCAUAUCUACCAAAACUGCCUAAUUUUCUUUUUCCAACAUCUUUCUAACAGUCUUUAAUAUUACAAUAUGAUAUAUUUUAAAUUUUUUCCAAUCUUCUUCCACCGACCCUUCUCCCUGGUCUCGGAUUCUGCCAGUCAUCUCAGCCAAUUCCAUAUAGUCCAUCACUUUCGUCUGCCUGGAUCUCCAUUUGUAGGGCUGGGAAAGGCCUCUUGGUUGAGACCCUUGAGAUCCAUUGCCCGUUAGAGGAGAAAGUGUUUGGCUUUUAGCAGCAGGUUAAGGCUUUUGAGGAAUUAUGAUAAUCGUGUGUGUGUGUGUUUGGAGGAAUAUUGUUUUGCUAAACAUAAUACAGUGGUACCUUGGUUCUCAAACUUAAUCCGUUCCAAAACCAAAGCGUUCCAAAACCAAGGCGUGCUUUCCUAUAGAAAGUAAUGCAAAAUGGAUUAAUCUGUUCCAGACUUUUAAAAACAACCCCUAAAACAGAAAUUUAACAAGAAUUUUACUACCUAACAAGACCAUUGAUCCAUAACAUGAAAGCAAUAAACAAUGUCCUGCAGUCACACAAUCAAUCAAUCAGUAGCUGAACUGGGUUCCACACAGCCGCAAAAACAAAAAUGCAAAAUAAAUAGCAAAACAAGGCAGACCUCAGGGUAACACUCAAAACAGAAGUGUGGCGCUCAAAUCGAAAGCACAACACUCAAAAUGGAGCACAUUUGGCUUCCAAAAAAAGUUUGCAAACUGGAACAUUUACUUCCGGGUUUGCAGUGUUUGGGUUCCAAAGUUGUUUGCGUACCAAGGCAUUUGAGAACAAAGGGACCACUGUAGUUGUUUUUGUUGUAUAUGGAAGCCACCUGGAGACUUUCUGUAUGGCAAAUAAGUUGAAUAAAUAAUAGCAACAGCAAUAAUAAUAAUAAUAAUACUGUAUUUUCUGGCAUAUAAGACUACUUUUUAACCCAGGAAAAUCUUCUCAAAAGUUGGGGGUCGUCUUAUACACCGGCUACAGCAGCAGCUCCUGCAGCAACUCCCCACCAAAGGAUAAAACGACAGCAAAUUAAAUCAGAGGACACCAAGCUCUCUAGAUGAAGCAGAAAUACGCUUGAAAAUUGGCCCCAGAAGCCCCCGGCCACUGGGAAGUGGAGCGGAUUUCCGAGCCGGACUGGAGACUGGUUUUUAAAAUUUUUAUUUGGUGUGCGUUGGAAGAGGGGUAGUCUUAUACGGCGAGUAUAUCCCAAACUCUGUAUUUAAACUGGAAAAGUUGGGGGGGUCGUCUUAUACACCCAGUCAUCUUGUACGCCAGAAAAUACGGUGGUAGUAAUAAUAAUAAUAAUUUGCUUACCUUUUGACUUGCGUUAAGGCAGCUUUAUAGGCCUGGGCAUAACAAUAUUUUGUCAUGGUUCUCUCUUUUAGGCGUCUCAAGGCUGAUGGACCUGCUAGCAGAUUCUAGAGAGGUCAUACGGAAUGAUGUAAGUAGAAAAUAACAGAGUGUACAGUUGUAUCUAAUCAUAUUUUCAUUUUUAUUGCAAGUACAACAGAUAAAAAAAGGGGGGAUGGCAGCUUACAUUAACAAUAAGAGCAACGCAUCAGUCCUAAUUUAUAUAUCGAUAUAAGCAGUCCAUAUGUCCAAAUAGAUACCCAAACUAGAUUAUUGAUUGUAAGAUAUUUGUUCAAGUUUAAAAAGCGCAUUAAGAUCUUCAGGGCAUCGCAUAAUGGAUAGUGGGUGUUGAUCCUUCCAAUCCUGACAGUCACACGCACAGCAGCACACGCCGGCGCUCGUCUGAUUCUGCUGAAUGGGACCUUGCUCACUUGAACAUUGGUGUAUCAUUUAAAGCAUGGGUAGGCAAGGUAAAGGUAAAGGGACCCCUGAACAUUAGGUCCAGUCAUGGCCGACUCUGGGGUUGCGGCGCUCAUCUCGCUUUACUGGCCGAGGCGUACAGCUUCCAGGUCAUGUGGCCAGCAUGACUGACCCGCUUCUGGCAAACCAGAGCAGCGCACGGAAACACCGUUUACCUUCCCGCCAGAGCGGUACCUAUUUAUCUACUUGCACUUUGAUGUGCUUUCAAACUGCUAGGUUGGCAGGAGCAGGGACCGAGCAACGGGAGCUCACCCCGUGGCGGGGAUUAGAACCGCCAACCUUCUGAUCAGCAAGUCCUAGGCUCUGUGGUUUAACCCACAGCUCCACCUGCGUCCCCAUGGGUAGGCAAACUAAGGCCCAAAUCCAGCCCAUUCGCCUUCUAAAUCCGGCCCGCGAACGGUCUGAGAAUCAGCGUGUUUUUACAUGAGUAGAAUGUGUGCUUCUAUUUAAAAUGAAUCUCUGGGUUAUUUGUGGGGCAGUGGAAUUCGUUCAUUUCCCCCCAAAAAAUAUAAUCUGGCCCCCCACAAGGUCUGAGGGACAGUGGACCAGCCCCCUGCUGAAAAAGUUUGCUGACCCCUGAUUUAAAGAAACUGUGUUUUUUCCAGAGUUUAAGUUUUGCUGGUCACUUCUGUCUGCCUUUUUCUCCCAUAGGGUGUCUUGUUACUUCAGCAGUUGACAAAAAGUAAUGCAGCCAUCCAGAAAAUAGUCGCUUUUGAAAAUGCCUUUGAGAGGUUGUUGGAUAUCAUAACGGACGAGGGAAACAGCGACGGAGGUAUGCCUUGAAAGAUGUGCUCUGUCAUCAUAGCUUAUGCAGCACUGAAUGUCAGACAUGAACCAGUUCAGUUUCAGAUCUGGGUUAAGGAAUCCUGGUUAACCCUUUCCCAGCUUGCUUUCUUUGCAAUGUCUUACUGAAUUCUAGGGAACAAAGGGGGAGAAAAAAGAGCUUGAACAGCUUGUGGGUCAAAGCCUAAACCUUAUUACCUCAUUUUGUGGUGGGAUAAUGAAACUUAAUUUUAAAUAGCCAGUGCUCAUAGCUUCCUUCAUAGCCUAAAAGUGUGAUGGGGAAGCCAAUGGCAUUUAAUUAUGGUAGUGUGGUUUUAAUUUUACACUCUUUGCUCUUCUUACUCUUCACCUUGCUAAAUAUUGCAUUAAUUGUUUUUUGAAAGGUCUUGACUGCUUUCAGUAUCCUUGUUAGGGUUUGAAAACAGUCCAUGAAUGUUCUUAUAACUGAAAUAAAUAAAUAAUCUAGACAGAUGUACAUCAUAACAUAAGAAUUGGUUCUAAAAUGUAUUUACGUAGUGAAGGCCUUUUAGUAUCUCAUAAAAUUUUAGUGCCACAAAAUACUCAUUCUGCAUUUGUAAGAAAUCAUUCUUUUAGUGUGUCAGCCCCCACACUUUGGAGCUCCCUAACUCAUGAUAACAGAUGCCUUCACUGUAGUCUUUUCGGUGCCUAGAUGCUAGCAAUAGUAUUAUGCGGCGCUAAAAUUUUACGGAGUAAUUCUGACUAUUGAAACUAAUGUGCUUCGACGCUUCUGUCCUCUCAGGCAUAGUUGUGGAGGAUUGUCUUCUCUUGCUGCAAAAUUUGUUGAAGAACAACAAUUCCAAUCAGAAUUUCUUUAAGGAAGGUUCCUAUAUUCAGCGUAUGAAGCCGUGGUUUGAAGUUGGCGAUGACAAUUCUGGGUGGUCAGCUCAGAAAGUAACCAAUCUUCAUCUGAUGCUCCAGGUAAAUGCUUCUCAACAUAAUGUAAUGGCUAGCAAAGUGAGUUGAGUUCGGAUCUGUUGUGUUCACCUCUAUAUCAUGAUGAAGGUGUGCUUUGACUUUCAUGUAAUUCUACAUAGUUCUGUCUUGUGAAAAAGAAAAGUUCCUUGGGUGGUUUUUUAGUAUGUGUAUAUGACGCUAUAUAAAAUCCUUUUCAGCUGGUCCGAGUGCUGGUGUCCCCCACGAAUCCCCCGGGUGCCACGAGCAGUUGUCAGAGAGCCAUGUUUCAUUGUGGGUUGCUGCAGCAGCUUUGUACAAUCCUGAUGGCAACUGGAGUUCCUGCUGAUAUUCUUACUGAGGUAAGGGAGUAGAAGGAAGGUGGUGCAUUUAGUAACCAUAAACUCCGUAGCUGAGAACAGAUCUGAUCAGACAAGGAGAGGAUGGUAUGGAUUUGGAUGCUUUUAAGAGCAGGUCAGGGACGCGGGUGGCGCUGUGGUCUAAACCACAGAACCUAGGGCUUGCUGAUCAGAAGGUCAGCGGUUCGAAUCCCCACGACAGGGUGAGCUCCCGUUGCUCGGUCCCUGCUCCUGCCAACCUAGCAGUUCGAAAGCACGUCAAAGUGCAAGUAGAUAAAUAGGUACCACUCCGGCGGGAAGAUAAACAGCAUUUCCGUGCACUGCUCUGGUUCUCCAGAAGCGGCUUAAUCAUGCUGGCCACAUGACCUGGAAGCUGUACGCUGGCUCCCUUGGCCAAUAAAGCGAGAUGAGCGCCGCAACCCCAGAGUCGGUCACGACUGGACCUAACGGUCAGGGGUCCCUUUACCUUUAAAAGCAGGUCGCUGCUGGGUCAGAUCAGACACGUAUCUAGUCCAGCAUUGUGUUCUUACAGCAGCCAGACAAAUGCCUUUGGGAAUCUCACAAGUGGGACAUGAGUGCAGCAGCACUUUUCUGCUUGGGAUCCCCAAGGCAACUGGUAAGAACAUAAGAGUCCGCUGGAGAUGUUGGAAAUGUGUCCUUGGGGUUGUGCAGCUGAAUAGUUCCCAUAGUUCCAUUGUUAUGAAUAUCCUUCAUUUUAAGAACUAAGGUGUAAGAAAACCAAUAGUGGACUAUGAACUCAGUCAAAAUUCCUUGAAUGCAUUAUAGUAGUGAUGCACAGUCUCAGUUCACACACUGGAUGCUGAGUUAUUAUGAACGUGUGAGCUGUUGCUGAACAGCAUUACUUGUCAAUCAAUAGCUCAGUCAGUAGAGCAUAAGACUCAUAAUCGCAGUGUCGUGGGUUUGAGCCCCACAUUGGCCAGGAGUUCCCCACAUUGUAGGGAGUUGGGCUAGAGUCUAGAUCAUGGGUAGGCAAACUAAGGCCCGGGGGCCAGAUCCGGCCUAAUUGGCUUCUAAAUCCAGCCCACGGAUGGUCCGGGAAUCAGCGUGUUUUUAUAGGAGUAGAAUGCAUCCUUUUAUUUAAAAUGCAUCUCUGGGUUAUUUGUGGGGCAUAGAAAUUCGUUCAUCCCCCCCCCCCCCAUAUAGUCCGGUCCCCCACAAGGUCUGAGGGACAGUGGACCAGCCCCCUGCUGAAAAAGUGUGCUGACCCCUGAUCUAGGUGAUCCUCGUGGAAUUGUAGAACUCUACAAUUCUCUUGACUGUUGGAUGCUCAAAUGCUACCUAUAGUGUCUCUGUCACAAAGGCAAGUCAUCAAAUGAUGAGCAUGAAACCAGAUGCAUUAUGAUUAAUGCAAAAAAAAAACCAUGCGAUGGUACAGUUGAGGCUAGAGAGGUUGCUCUGCCUUGGAUCAUUUAUCCCUUCCCCUUGCUCCUCCCUGUAAUUUGAACUGGCAAAUAAAGGGAUUCUUUUCACCCUCAGAAAACUUGGCUCUUUGUUUUUGCCUACUUUACAUUCUUCACUGAAACAGUUUCAUGCUGAGAACAAGACCUGCAGAAAGCAUGUGCUAGCACAUACUCACAGAAACACAAAGCAAUGUGCAUGUUUUUUAAAGGUAAAAGGACCCCUGACCAUUAGGUCCAGUCGCGGAUGACUCUGAGGUUGCGGUGCUCAUCUCGCUUUACUGGCCGAGGGAGUUGGUGUACAGCUUCCGGGUCAUGUGGCUAGCAUUACUAAGCCGCUUCUGGCGAACCAGAGCAGCGCACAGAAACGCUGUUUACCUUCCCGCCGGAGCGGUACCUAUUUAUCUAAUUGUACUUCGUGCUUUCGAACUGCUAGGUUGGCAGGAGCAGGGACCGAGUAACGGGAGCUCACCCCAUCACAGGGAUUCGAACCGCCGACCUUCCAGUUGGCAAGCCCUAGGCUCUGUGGUUUAACCCACAGUGCCACCCGCGUCCCUGCAUGUUUUAUAGCGUUGUAUAGUUCUGAAGAUCUGAAGCUGGGACCAGUUCACUGUACUGCUCUCGGUUCUGAUGGUUCAGUAACCUGCUUUUGCUUUGUUGCCUUCUAGACCAUUAACACUGUGUCGGAGGUCAUUCGCGGGUGUCAAAUGAAUCAAGACUACUUUGCUUCAGUAAAUGCACCUUCAAACCCACCAAGGUAGGGUAAGGAAAAUUUUGAUGCCCUUUAUUGUAAACAUAAAUAGCAAGAUGUUUGCAACUGGAAUUGAUUGGUGUAAAACCAGAAAUGUGAUCAGAAACGGGCAAAAACAGAAGCCUCUGGCGUUUCAUGAAGCUUAAUUUGCAGCGACCUUGUGAAGCUAUUUCCAUGACAAGGCUGACCAUUGAUCCAUAUAGCUCAUUGUUGUCGGGCCCUUUGGUUUUCUACCUCAGGAAUUAGAACAAAGAAUGUUUUGUUUCCUGACAUAAGUUAUAUCCACCAGUGGCACUCCACUGCCAUUUCCUUUUUCAGUUAGAAGGACUUGGGAUUAAAGGUUGGCGCCAGUUCUGAAAAGUUUUAUCAACUUUUGCAGAAGGUUUCCAGGGCCCUUUGGCAGGGAUCCAUCUUAGAUCUGCUGCCUGAGAGCCUCAACUGGGGCAGCCAGGUAUUGAACCGGGGACUUCUGGAGGUAACAUGUGCUCUGCUACUGAGCUGGGGAUCUUCCUCCAGCCUCUGUGUAGCCCACCCUGGAUUACCACCUCUAGCUUUCACAGCAGAGCGUAACUCACUCUUGUUGUUUGGAAAUGCAAGCAGGGGCACUGGCUGUCUUAAGUAGAGCUCCUUGUAGGUAGGUGUACCAGCUUGGACCCAGUGUGGUGUAGUGGUUAAGAGCGGUGGACUCGUAAUCUGGUGAACCAGGUUCAUGUCUCCUCUCCUCCACAUGCAGCUGCUGGGUGGCCUUGGGCUAGUCACACUUCUCUGAAGUCUCUCAGCCCCACUCACCUCACAGAGUGUUUGUUGUGGGGGAGGAAGAGAAAGGAGAAUGUUAGCCAAUUUGAGACUCCUUCAGGGGAGUGAAAGGCGGGAUAUCAAAUCCAAACUCCUCUUCCUGUUAUGAGCAUAGCUACUUGGGUGGAAAGUCGACUUGGCAUGUGUACUUGGAGUGCGCAGACAGAGAAUCCCUAUAUGCAAGGGGGAAAGAGCUCAAGGAAGCAUUUUCUUGCCAGCUGACAAAACACCAGCAGCUAAAUAGAUUUCUCUUUGAUCCCUAAGUGGGUUAACAUUGCAUUCUAGCUUUGAGUGCUGUUCGCAUUUGAUCUGAGCUGUUACACUUGUUCCUUGGAAGAACUUUGGAACAUAAGAAGGUGCGUUAUACCGUAUUUUUCGCCCUAUAGGACGCACUUUUUCCCCUCCAAAAAUGAAGGGGAAAUGUGUGUGCGUCCUAUGGGGCGAAUGCAGGCUUUCGCUGAAGCCUGGAGACCGAGAGGCGUCGGUGCGCACCGACCCCUCUCGCUCUCCAAGCUUCAGGAAGCUAUCCGCAAGCCUUGCGCGCCCGGCGGGAGUUCCCACGGGCUUGCAAGGCUUGCGGGCGGCAGCCUGCAGCGCAGAGCAUGGGGCGCCCUCCCGAGGAUGCCCCAUGCUUCGCGCAGGUGUCCGCAAGGCUUGCGGAUAGCAGCCUGUUCUGGGGGCUGGGGUCGGGGGAAGCUCGGGCUUCCCCCGCCCCAGCCCCAUGGCUGGGGGGGGAAAUAAUUUUUUUUUUAUUCAUUCCCCCCCCCCCAAUAUGAGGUGCGUCCUAUGGGCCAGUGCGCCCUAUAGGGCGAAAAAUACGGUAUAUACCAAGACCAGACCACUGAUCCAUCUAAGUCAAUAUUUUCUACGCUCAUUGGCAAUAGACAAGGGUCUCUUCCUGCCUCACCUGGAGAUUAACCACGAGACCUUUUGCAUGUAAAACAUGUGAUCUACCACCGAGCCACAGCCCUUUGUGAAAACAAAGGAGAAUCAAGACGUCAUUUGAUGGCUGGUGGGGAAUCCAUGCUUCUCCUGUUUUCUAAUGGCAAGGCUGGCAUCUCAUUGAGCUGAAACUUUAUAGCUGUACAGACAGGCCACUUUGGGUCUAGGGUUGUUGUUGUUAUUUUGUAGUCCUCUUAAGUCAGGGUAGCCACCCUGGUGCCCUCUGGAUGACGUUGGGUUCCCCACUCCCAUCUGCCCCAGCCAAGGUAGCUAACGGUCCAGGAACAUGGGAGCUGUAGUCCAUUGCCAUCUGAAGUGCAUUCUGUCACUUACCUGUGCUCUAAUUUCUGCAAGACUUCCUUUCAUUCUGUAAGAGGACUUCCAUAAGCACCUGUUGCAAUCAGCGUAACUGUUUCUUUGGUUUGCAUAAGAAUCUAGUGCUGGUGUAUUUAUUCAUUUGUUUAUUCAAAUGUAUUUUGUGUCCUCAUUUUGUUUUUUUAUGUUUUGAACUGCCCUGUGAUCUUCAGAUGCAGGGCAGCACACAUAUUUAAUAAGUAAAAAUAAUAAUGGAUGUGCUUAUUGUAGAAUCACAUGGUUGAGUAGCCUCUGAUGGUUAAUAUGUCUGCUCUUAGCUGCUGUUUCAGUUUGUUGGAGUAGCUGGGGGGGGGAACCCAGUAAGAUGGGUGACAUAUAGAUAAAUUAUUAUUAAUAAUAAUCAUUCAAGUCCUCAAGAGUAUUAUUGUUUUUAUACUUGCAUACAUUUUUUAAAAACCCAAACUAAUAGAUUUUUAAAAACCCAAACUAAUAGAUUUUCUUCUUUUAAACUUGCAUACAACUUGCAUGCAUUUUUUAAAAACCCAAACUAAUAGAUUUUCUUCUUUUAAACUUGACAGGCCUGCAAUUGUAGUACUACUUAUGUCGAUGGUGAAUGAAAGACAACCAUUUGUGUUGCGUUGUGCAGUCCUAUAUUGUUUCCAGUGCUUCUUAUACAAGAACGAGAAGGGGCAAGCAGAAAUUGUGUCAACACUUCUACCUUCAACCAUUGAUGGUAUAGAAUUUUAAAUAUGUAGCUGUAGUUUUAUGAGUGAGGUUUUUCAAAUGUUCUUUGGAAACCGAACGUCCGAUGCAGCUUCCAGUUGACUGCAGGGAGCUCCUGCAGCCAGUCGGAAGCUGCGCCUUGGUUUUCGAACGGUUCCAGGAGUCGAACGGACUCCUGGAAUGGAUUAAGUUCGACAACCAAGGUACGACUGUAUUUGACAUGUUUCGGGUGUACAGUGGUACCUCGGGUUACAUACGCUUCAGGUUACAGACUCAGCUAACCCAGAAAUAGUACCUCAGGUUAAGAACUUUGCUUCAGGAUGGAAACAGAAAUUGUGCAGCGGCGGCAGCAGGAGGCCCCAUUAGCUAAAGUGGUGCUUCAGGUUAAGAACAGUUUCAGGUUAAGAGCGGACCUCUGGAAUGAAUUAAGUAUGUAACCAGAGGUACCACUGUAUUUUAAAUGAGCUCCCAGGGAUUUAAUUUUUUUAUAUAUAUAAUUUAAAUGCAUUUUUUUGUUUCAUUGUGUGCCUCCUAUUGCAGCUACUGGGAAUUCCGUCUCGGCUGGCCAGCUGCUCUGUGGAGGACUCUUCUCUACAGACUCUCUUUCCAACUGGUGCGCGGCUGUGGCGCUGGCUCACGCCUUGCAAGAAAACGCCACUCUGAAAGAACAGCUGCUAAGAGUGCAGUUGGCAACAAGUAUUGGCAACCCUCCAGUGUCCUUACUCCAACAAUGCACCAACAUUCUGUCUCAGGUACAGCGUUUACGUUUUGUGUGUCUCACGUUAAUCGUUCUCUUGUUAAGCUGGGAAAUAACGGUACUUUAUAUCAAGAAGUGCCGUUCUCUUCAGUCGAAAGAAGGCUGCUGGUCAUUUUAAAUUUCAUGCUAAUUGUUUUUGUUGUAACAAGUCAAGGUGUCUCGUGAAUUAUCUCGGACACAAGAGGUUGCACACGAUCUCUUUCGGUUCCUGUUGAAUUGCAGUUAGCGUGCUGGGCGUAAUAGGACGGGUAAAGUCAGGCUCUCUGGCGUAACAAGCAACAUCUGUGGCUUAUAUAACACAAAGAACGGUGGGUUGCUGAGAACUAAAUAAUAUAGGCAAGUGGAUCUGCAAACCUUCAACAGAACUGGCAAUCAAAAUAUGCAUAAUAGAUUGGGGGCUUGGGCAGUAUUAGCAUUUGAGUUGCUUUCUGACAAGAUGCCAAGAAUUGUGUGGGUACACCAAUUCCUGUAUUAACUCUGUACUUUGCUAAACAAGCGGAGGCCAAACAGGUUCGCGUUCUUCCUGUUGUCCCCCCCGCCCCCAUCUGCCCAUUACGAAAGAUAAAUCUGCUCCACUUCCCAGUGGGGAGGAGUUGCGGCGGACCGCGUGGCCACCCACUCUCCACCGGGGGCGGGGGACUUUGUCCCCCGUUGCCCGGGGGGUCCCGGCUACGUCAGAGCCCGGCCGGCCAAUCCACUGGCCGGAGGGGGGCGUGGCCGGGGCAGUUUAAACCGAGGAGCGAGCCGGAGGACUUCCUCUUGGAUCACUUCCUCCCCCUACCGGUGGUUUACCCUUACCGGACUUCCUUCACAGCGGGCAGGAGUCAGAUAUAGUCUGGUCCAAUCAAUGCCUAAGCCAGUACCGCUCACGUUCUGUAAUUCAAUAAAGUUGUGGCCAAAUUUGCCCAAUAACAUAAACUUAAUAUUUGUGUCCUUGUGUGAGUUAUUUCCCAACGAGGGGGUGGCUGCUGGGUCCCGACAUGCAAGUCUGUUCCUUGAUAAGCCUUGAAAUGGGCUUUUCAGGCUUUUCUCUUGCUUGGUAUGGAGCGCAAUAAAUCACCAUUGCCUACUUAUGUAAUGAGCAAUAUCCUGUUUUGCAUUUGGGGGAAACAGCAUGGAUAGCUGCCUGCAUACAAGCACAAUAUGAUCCCCGUGAGUCAGAUUUGACUUAUAUAAGCUGCAGAGUCACCAGACCUCUGGGCUCCUGCGCUGCCUUCCAUCUCAUGCAAAAUAAGGUAGUGAUCAGGCUGCACCAGAAAUGGCCACUGCUAAUUUAUUUAAUUUUAAUCUGUAUGCUGCCCUGCGAUAUAAAUAUACACGGGGCAGCUCCCAUCAGUGAAAAUAAAAACAAAACAUUUAGAAGUUAACCCUGCAUUGUGUAAGUGUAUAUAAUAGACCUAUAACAUUCCCUUCUCAUUCUUAAUGUAUGAUUCACAGGGUGAUAAGAUCGACAGACGGGUACGUAUUGGUGCGCCUGGAGCUUGGAUCACACUAGGGUGUUUCUGCUCUCUUAGCUUUGCCGUGUGUUUUAUGAAAUAACUGCUUUGAAGUUUUUCCCCUCCCCUACUUAACAGUUUGGUGUUGCUGCCCAGUUUUAUUUCCAGUAACCAGCUCUCUUUCUCUACUGGUGCUCUUGGGAACUGUGGUGUGGGAAACUUGGUUGUUACGGUGUUUUCUUUCUCCACGAGCGGAGGCUUUGCACAGCCAGUGUGGUGAAGUGGUUGAGAGCGGUGGACUCGUAAUCUGGUGAACCGGGUUCGCUUCCCCGCUCCUCCACAUGCAGCUGCUGGGUGACCUUGGGCUCGUCACACUUCUCUGAAGUCUCUCAGCCCCAAUCACCUCAUAGAGUGUUUGUUGUGGGGGAAGAAAGGAAAGGAGAAUGUUAGCCGCUUUGAGACUCCUUCGGGUAGUGAUAAAGUGGGAUAUCAAAUCCAAACUCCUCCUCCUCCUCCAUGGGUAGACGGCUUUCUCAGUGUGGAUUUAGUGUCACCUUUGCAAGAGGUUUAAUCAACAUUUGAAGCUAUUAAGUAGUAGUGUACAAAAAAUAUAGGGAUGUGGGUGGCGCUGUGGGUUAAACCACAGAGCCUGGGACUUCCCGAUCAGAAGGUCGGUGGUUCAAAUCCCCACGACGGGGUGAGCUCCCAUUGUUCGGUCCCUGCUCCUGCCAACCUAGCAGUUCAAAAGCACACCAGUGCAAGUAGAUAAAUAGAUACUGCUCCGGCAGGAAGGUAAACGGGGUUUCUGUGCGUUGCUCUGGUUGGCCAGAAGUGGCUUAGUCAUGCUGGCCACAUGACCCAGCAGCUGUACGCCGGCUCUCUCGGCCAAUAAAGCGAGAUGAGCGCCACAACCCCAGAGUAGGCCACGACUGGACCUAACGGUCAUGGAUCCCUUUACCCUUUACUAUACAAAAAAUAUAGGGACUCAGGUGGCGCUGUGGUCUAAACCACUGAGCCUCUUGGGCUUGCCGAUCAGAAGGUCGGCGGUUCGAAUCCCUGCGACAGGGUGAGCUCCCGUUGCUCAGUCCCAGCUCCUGCCCACCUAGCAGUUCGAAAGCACGCCAAAGUUCAAGUAGAUAAAUAGGUACCCCUCCGGCGGGAAGGUAAACGGCGUUUCUGUGUGCUGCUCUGGUUUCGCCAGAAUCAGCUUAGUCAUGCUGGCCACAUGACCUGGAAAAACUGCCUGCGGACAAACACCAUCUCCCUCGGCCAGUAAAGCGAGAUGCGCGCCGCAACCCCGGAGUCGUUCGCGACUGGACUUAACUGUCAGGGGUCCUUUACCUUUAAUACAAAAAAUAACAAUCUAUUCGAAAGUUAUAUGGAGUACUCUUUCCCCUUCCUUUCCCUGAGAGCUGCAUAGGGUGAACAGUUAUACCCCACGCUGCACAGUUCUCAAAUCCACGGGUGCCAGAGUUUGGUUGAAAAGUGUAUGCAUAUCUACGUGGGACUAAGUGCCACUGAAUUCAGGGGAGCCUAUUCCCAGAUGGGGUUGCAUCCUUGGUUUCUGUGGACUGAGACCUUAACGUUCUGUUGCGGGACGAAGGAAAUAAUUCAUCUUAGAAUCACAGAAUUUUAGAGUUGGGAGGGACCCUGAGGGUCAUCUAGACCAGCAUUUCCCAACCUUGGGCCUCCAGCUGUUUUUGGACUACAACUCCCAUAAUCCUCAGCUAGCAAGACCAGUGGUCAGGGAUGAUGGGAAUUGUAGUUCGAAAACAGCUGGAGGCCCAAGGUUGGGAAACACUGAUCUAGACCAACCCCCUGCAAUGAAGGAAUCUCAACGCGCAGUCCUCCAUCCGUAAAGCUCUUAGUCUAAAAACAGAGAUCUUGCUUGUUUUGAUAAAUCAUCUCCGGUAUAGAAAUAGACAAGACAGAUUAGUUUGCCAGCUGACGUUUGGACUGCUGCAGAUGUAUGCAAACUUAAACAAGGGCCUUGGGUUUUGUUACUUGAAGGUGAACUCCUUUGGGGGUAUGAGCAGGAACCCUCCCGUUAAAUGACCAGCAAUGCCAGAUCAUUGCUUUCUAAAUACAGUCAGCAAUAAAAUCAGUAGGGCAGUGCCUUUUUUUUAAAAAAAGCCCUCAUUUCAAGAGUGUGUGUUGCUUUCUGUUUAUUUCCUGUUUCUUUGAAAUGAGUGGUCAGUAUUAAACAAGGCCCCUUCCCAUGCUGCUGCUCUUAAGUUUUUGCAGGGUUUUGCAUUGAGCCUCUUGGUUUGCGCUUUUUUUCUCUUGACGCCUCUAUGCAGGCAUAAUAUUUCCCAGUCACUUAACCAUGGUUAAGGUAUCAGAAGGGGCUGGCUUGAGCACACCUUCCUCUCUCCCAAUGCCUGCUCGGUUCCUCGUUAGGCCUGUGCCCUCCUCUCCCACUAAGAUCCCUUCCUUCCCUUUUCAGAGCUAGCCAUAGUUAGCGUUCAACUCGGCACAGAUGAAAUGUUAAGUGCCCCCCCCCUUUUGUUUUAAAACAAAGUGUGAAACCUGCCUCCAACCAUGGUUUUAAAAUCUGGCUUAAAGCUAUCGAGAUUGUUGUUUGACUAGAUGCAGGUGGAACACUCAUCAUAGCAACAGGAAGGAGUACCGUAUUUUUUGCUCUAUAAGACUCACCUUUUCCCUCCUAAAAAGUAAGGGGAAAUGUGUGUGCGUCUUAUGGAGCGAAUGCAGGCUGCGCAGCUGUCCCAGAAGCCAGAACAGCAAGAGGGAUUGCUGCUUUCGCUGCGCAGCGAUCCCUCUUGCUGUUCUGGCUUCUGAGAUUCAGAAUGGCGUGGAAAAUACGGUAAUUUGAAGGGAAACAGAAUUCAUUAACCUAAGAGGGUCUGCUAGUUGCUUAACCAUGGUUAAGAAGCUGGGGGACUUUACAUUUGAACCAAGACUGGAAGGUAGUGUUCAUUAACCUGCUCAUUAAAAGGCUUAUGCAAAGUGUUGCAGGGUAUCUCUGGUGUGCAUGAGUUACCUGAGCCUGAGGGACCUGAAAAAAGGAGGAGGAGUCCCUGCUCUGAUUUAGACUUGACUUUUGUAUGCAAUAUUCAUAUAUUCAUUAAUCUUAUUUAUUUUGUUUUUAAACGUUUAAGAGGGUUAACCAGUUUACAUGCAUGCGGCUUGUGCACGCAAUUGAGUAUUUGGUCUGACCUAAGAGGAAGGUCUGCGGAGGCAAUUUAAUCUUUGCCGCGAUCCUGAGAGGUAUGGAGAAUUUUUGACUGGGGGUUGAAACCAACCACAUACCCAGCUUUUGUCCUCCGGCAGUAGAAAGGGCUGCUGCUCUCUAGCCAAGCCCUCAGCCUGAAUACGACAGAGUUGUUGUAUUUUCUCUUUCUCCCUCCAAUUUAAGCUGUCUCCUACCUCUGAGCAACCCUGCAGGGUUGCCUUAAACCACUCGGAGCCUGGUCUGCAAUAUUCAGUGUGUGAACUAAACCGCAUGGAUGUCACACGCCACUCUUUCCCAGUAACAGCCCAUUCUAACCAGUGUGGGGACAAUGAGCUGCAUUUGCACCGGAAACUGUUUUGCACUGAAUAGCAAUUGAGUUAGCGUGAAUUGGAAUUAUUUUCCUUUCCUGUAUCUUUUAUUUGGGGUGUGUGUGGAUGACAUCCAAUCACAGCUGUGCCAAGAUACUUGAUUUCUUCUUUGAUAUCUACGGACAGCUCUCACCUCCAUCUCUGGGAACGUUCAAAAGCAGCCUCUCAGUGCAAAUCAGGAGAUGACUGAUCCGGACAAUGAUGUGAUUCUCUUUUCUUUUCUUAUAUGUGUGUCUCUUUUCUGCAUCCUCCUGUACUCCUGUUUAUCUCAGGUGAGGAAAGAGGAGGAAAGAAAGGGAGCACAGGCAGAUAGAGAAAGAUACUGUGGCAUUUGCCUCCUAGGUGGGUCAAAAGGUGGGUCAAAAGUGGUGGCAGCGAUCACACAGGGCCCCCAGGAGUUUGAUGGUCUAUUGACCCUGUGCCACCACUGUGAUUGCUUUCUUCGCUGCCACCAACCCGUUUCUCACGGGUCCACACGAAGUCCAGUCAGUUGGUAACAUUAACAAAUAAUCAAGUUUAUUUUAUAGGCAUGAACAAGCUUAUGGUUUCAGUUAAUUUUUCUUGGCAGUUUCUUAGUCUUAGUUCCUUAACUGUCCUAUUUGUUCCUAACAACUUCAAACUGAUUAUCCCAACUAUCUAUCUGACUCCACCUAACAAUUCCUCUCACUCUCUCACCACACAACUCGACCAACCCACAGACUUAUAUCCUCCCUCUUCCUUCUCCAACUCCCAACUCUCAACUGACUUUCACACACCACCCACUCUCUCUCUAACUCCUCCUAUCAGUUUCCACUGGCCAAUCACAUCACGCUCAUUUUAACCCUUUCCUUAUGACCCACCUAGGAGGCGAACGCCACAGAUACACACACAUGUUUAGCUGGUCAGAAGUGUUUUUAUGCUUCUUGGGUUGCUGCAGCUGCAUUCCCGUUUUCACCAGCCACUUCCCGCCAGGAAAUUCCACUCCCUUCUCUCUCCCCCACCUCAACAAUUGGCCCAACGUUCUGUGGCUACUGCCCAUGUUUGGUCCUCAUUUACCGUAUUUUUCGCUCUAUAAGACACACCAGACCACAAGACGCACCUAGUUUUUGGAGGAGGAAAACAAGGGAAAAAAAUGUUCUGAAUCUCAGAAGCCAGAACAUCAAGAGGGAUCACUGCGCAGUGAAAGCAGCAAUCCUGCUUGCUGUUCUGGCUUCUGGGAUAGCUGCGCAGCCUGUGUUCGCUCCAUAAGACGCACACACAUUUCCCCUUACUUUUUAGGAGGGAAAAAGUGAGUCUUAUAGAGCAAAAAAUACGGUAGCUGUUUUGAGGGGUUCUCCCCAUCCCAGACCUUAAGGUCUUGUUUUCCAACAACAACAACAACAACUGGGCACCACAGUUCCAUUCUGGGCACCACAGUUCAAGAAGGACACUGACAAACUGGAACGUGUCCAGAGGAGGGCAACCAAAAUGGUCAAAGGCCUGGAAACGAUGCCUUAUGAGGAAUGGCUAAGGGAGCUGGGCAUGUUUAGCCUGGAGAAGAGGAGGUUAAGGGGUGAUAUGAUAGCCAUGUUCAAAUAUAUGAAAGGAUGUCACAUAGAGGAGGGAGAAAGCUUGUUUUCUGCUGCUCCAGAGAAGCGGACACAGAGCAAUGGAUCCAAACUACAAGAAAGAAGAUUCCACCUAAACAUUAGGAAGAACUUCCUGACAGUAAGAGCUGUUCGACAGUGGAAUUUGCUGCCAAGGAGUGUGGUGGAGUCUCCUUCUUUGGAGGUCUUUAAGCAGAGGCUUAACAAUCAUAUGUCAGGAGUGCUGUGAUGGUGUUUCCUGCUUGGCAGGGGGUUGGACUCGAUGGCCCUUGUGGUCUCUUCCAGCUCUAUGAUUCUAUGAUUCUAACUGUACUUCUGCAAACCUUCAGUUUUCUUCUUUCCAUCUCCUGGGUGUUCUGAUACCUCCCUCUUGUGUGUGGACUUUGCCAGUUUUGCUACAUAAGGAUUCACACUCACUCCUAAUAGAGGAAAUUGUUAAAUUUCAAUAAUUGUGUGAAAAGCGUUCUGGACACCCAACAUUUAAGACUGCUUCAGGCUUCAAAGUAGAAACAACGCGUGGAAGAAACAGAAAACCUGUAAAGACAAGUAAAAGUUUGUCCUUUGUUUGUUUGUUUCUUCCAGGGAAGCAAAGUGCAGACAAGAGUUGGAUUAUUAAUGCUGCUUUGUACCUGGCUAAGCAACUGCCCCAUUGCUGUCACGCAUUUUCUGCACAAUUCUGCCAAUGUUCCAUUUGUAUCCUUUUACACGUCAGCAAUUAAUCUCUCUGAAUUAUGACAGGAAAUGUUCUUUAGGAGCGCAAGUUUCUGUAUGCAAGUUCAAAGUAAGGAGGCGCCACACCUUAGCAUUGUAUUUACCUCCUUCUUAAAUACAUUUACAUCCCUCCUUACUGGAACUCAAGGUAGUAUAUGUGGUGUUUCCUGUAACACAGGUAUCUCAGUAAGUGUACAUAUUGCCCACAUUUCACAUAUUUGCUGCAGGAAACUGUUAUACCUGUAGAAGUAAUUUUUUCUGCAUAACCUACAGAGCUGCCCCAACACUUUAGGUCACAGGUGGUUUUUAUCCUUCACAGGCUAAAGUUGAAAGGUGAAAAGUUGAAAGUUGAAACCUUUUGGUCUUUUACAGUCAUGUAAGGUGAUGACUUUUGGGACUUCAAAGCACCACCUGGGGCUUUUAAAAAGCUGCACGGUGCUUUGAAGCGCCGCUGGUCAGCAGGCUUGAAGUCACCACCUGUCUGAUGGAAGUAUUGCCAUUGAAAUUCUACUCAAUAUUGAUCCAGAGUAGAUUCCAAUAUAUAGUUAGCAGAGUAAAAACUUAAACACGUUGCAGGGUUCCCCAAAAAUAGACCAGAGGCAAUUAUAUUUCAUCCAGCAGAGCUUUACUGAAGGCAAAUGAGCAUAAUGGUCACAAAUCCAAUACACUCAGGAUUGGCUCUGUCCAUAAGAAAUCCAGUUGCAGCAGACUUAACCUAAACUUACAAUAACUUAUAACAAGGCUAAACCUUAACACUAAGCUUACUAUGUACAGAACACCACACCAGAAGAGAGUUAGAAAAAGAAAGUGUGAAACUCAGGGUCCUUCUGGCCCUACUAUUAUAGUCAGUAUGACCUUGGCAGAAAGAGAUAACAGACCCAGUUUAAGCCAGCUGUACUCAUCUUCUCUGAAGGAAUAACCCAAAUAUCAUGCACCUUCUGCUUGCUUCUUUCACACAGAGAAGCUUCCAGAACCCACUUGAAUUACGUAGAAUAAGGAAGAACUCUACACAUCAUAUCAAUACUUUCUGUACUAAGAAAUGCAAACUGACAAGUGUCUGUAAAUUUCUUAAGGAGUUUUUGACAGGUAUAGGCUUGGGACGCGUGGAUAAAUUCACAGGGAUUUUAAAUUUGAAUGUGCACUUGUAAACUUUAAUGGAAGGACAGGUGUUGUACUCCUGCAAAAGAUAAGUUUUUAUAUAACAGUUGUAACAGACGUUUCAGAGUCUGACAUUCUGUAGAAUCUGGUCAUUAUCUUUCAAGGGAGCUCAAAAGUCUCAUACGCUGAUCUCUCCUCUCAGCCAUAUGCAUAUAAAUAGCGCAUGCUUUAAUUAAAUUCUAUUGAUUUUUUAAUGUUUGCCACCCUGGGCUCCUUCGGGAGGAAAGGUGUGGUACAAAUAAAUAUACCGUAUUUUUCGCCCUAUAGGACGCACUUUUCCCUCUCCAAAAAUGAAGGGGAAAUGUGUGUGCGUCCUAUGGGGCGAAUGCAGGCUUUCGCUGAAGCCUGGAGAGCGAGGGGGGUUGGUGCGCACCGACCUCUCUCACUCUCCAGGCUUCAGGAAGCUAUCCACAAGCUGCCUGCACCCCGAAGCCUGGGGCGCGCUGAGCUCAGCACACCCCAGGCUUUGGGCAACUCUCCGCUAGCCGUGGGAGAGCUGCGCGACCCACGGCUUGCGGAUAGCAGCCUGUUCUGGGGGCUUGGGGUCGGGGGAAGCUCGGGCUCGCACCUGGGGAGGGGGGAAAUAAAUUUUUUUCCCUUAUUUCCUCCCCAAAAAACUAGGUGCGCCCUAUGGGCCGGUGCGCCCUAUGGGGCGAAAAAUACGAUACUUGCGCUUGAUUAAGCUAGUAUUAGUAAAAGCAAAAAAAUAAGUAUUGUACAAGAAUUAGAAUGCCUCUGUCUAUGAACUGUCUACACAUCCUUAACUCAAUUUUUUAGCUGACAGGACAGAUAGCGGAAAACCUUGGAGAAGAGGAACACUUGGUCCAAGGGUUAUGUGCUCUCUUACUAGGAAUUUCCAUUUAUUACAAUGACAACUCGCUCGAGAAUUAUAAGAAGUGAGUACUUGGAAGGGUGAAUGGGAAACUUGUGUCCCCCUCUGCCUACAAAUGUGGUCGGUCUAUUCCAUGGGUAGGCAAACUAAGGCCCGGGGGCUGGAUCCGGCCCAAUCGCCUUCUAAAUCUGGCCCACGGACGGUCUGGGAAUCAGCGUGUUUUUACAUGAGGAGAAUGUGUCCUUUUAUUUAAAAUGCAUCUCUGGGUUAUUUGGGGGGCCUGCCUGGUGUUUCUACAUGAGUAGAAUGUGUCCUUUUAUUUAAAACGCAUCUCUGGGUUAUUUGUGGGGCAUAGGAAUUUGUUCAUUUCCCCCCAAAAAAUGUAAUCCGGCCCCCCACAAAAAAUGUAAUCCGGCCCCCCUGAAAAAGUUUGCUGACCCCUGGUCUAUUCUAAUAUAAUUUUCAGGGCAAAGACUAGGAAAUAGUUUAACACACCCCCCCCAAUAUGGUUAAGCCAGAGAAAAUUAGAUACAGACUUAAACUUAUUUUAUUAUUACAAACUUUGGUAGGGUCGAAUGUUUUCCGCCAUAAUUAACAGCUAGCAAGUUGUCCAUUAGCAUGAUGAGUCGUAUUUCUCUUAUACGACUGAACGUUGAGUCUCAACAUUAAAAUGAAAACCAAUCCUGUUCAUUUUAACUAUAGUCUCCCUUCAGCUCAUUAUUUCCAUGCUCUUGAAACAAUGCUUUUAUGGUUUUGCAAACUCAUCUGUUCUCUAUUUCGCCCUCUGCACUCCAUUCAAACUGCCAAAUCUGAGGGCACAUCUGUCUCUACCACUUAGUACUACUCUCUGUUGCCUUUGAUAUAGCUGAUAUAACUAUUUGUUAAAUAGGAAUUUGCUGGAGGUGGACUGGUGGGGUGAAAUGGAAAAGAGGGCAUCUUUGUGCAGUUCGCAGUAGUUUUACGUGAUCCGUCUCUCACCCCCAGGGAGAAAUUGAAACAACUGAUAGAAAAGAGAAUUGGCAAGGAAAACUUCGUUGAGAAAUUGGGAUUCAUCAGCAAACACGAAUUCUAUUCCCGAGCAGCUCAGAAACCUCAGCCAAGCUUUUCUAGCCCGGACCAUAUGAUGUUUGAUCAUGAAUUUACUAAACUGGUAAAGGAGCUAGAGGGUGAGACAUGUUACUUCACUUCUCUUGAGUUUUGUGUUUACAGUGGUACCUCGGGUUAAGUACUUAAUUAGUUCCGGGUGUCCGUUCUUAACCUGAAACUGUUCUUAACCUGAAGCACCACUUUAGCUAAUGGGGCCUCCUGCUGCCACCGCACCACCGGAACACAAUUUCUGCUCUCAUCCUGAAGCAAAGUUCUUAACUCGAGGUACUAUUUCUGGGUUAGCGGAGUCUGUAACCUGAAGCGUAUGUAACCCGAGGUACCACUGUACUACUUAAGACAAUUAGAUUUGAAAGAUUUAGAACCUUUCCUUUUCAGAAUUGGAUGUAAACUUAAUUAAGUUAUACCUUUCAAGGUUUUUAAUUUUCUGCAACCCUAAAGCAUGUUAUGACGCUGGAGGCAAACAAUUUUACACAGGAAGUGCAAUAGGUUUGUUUUGUUCGCAGUGUGCUAUAAGACCAGUUCAUUUGGCUUCUUAAUAUUUGAGGGUUUGCUGCAUCAUGUGUGUUGACUUUGGUGAGAAGGCGAUGGUGCAAUUGGUUUACAGCACAAUGAGGCUUCCCUGCUGAAAUUAUUGGUAACAUGUUCUGAUCCAUUCUGCAUCUGAGAAUGUGGUUUGUCGUUUAUUUUUCCUGGCAGCUAGUAGAUUUCCUCUUACAAAAUUAGUCUACAUUAUCUGCUGUAAAGAAUGUAGUUGAUCUAUUAGAUAGUAAAAUUGCUACGUACCAUACAGAGAUUUGCAAAAUAAGAUGGACCAUGCCUGUGGACUUGCAGUCUAUAGGUAAAUAGAUAACACACUAGGGAGGAGGAAAAGGGAAAGUGAGCAAGGAUCAGUUGAGAACAGCAACAACGAACAGGAAGUAUCUUAUAGAGGGGCUUGGAUUUAAAAACCAGGAAGAUGUCAGUUGGAAAGGCAUUCCAAUGAUUGGGAGCUAAGAAAAUAUGCAGAGGUCAUACUCUCGAUUUACUGAAGUGCUUGCUUACACAAGUGAUUUUUCCAUACUACAACAACGCAUUUAUUGCAUCUUGAAUGGCUUUUUCGAUGAUGUUGUUGUUGUUGUUUAGUCAUUUAGUCGUGUCCGACUCUUCAUGACCCCAUGGACCAGAGCAUGCCAGGCACUUCCGUCUUCCACUGCCUCCCACAGUUUGGUCAAACUCAUGCUGGUAGCUUCGAGAACACUGUCCCACCAUCUUGUCCUCUGUCGUCCCCUUCUCCUUGUGCCCUCCAUCUUUCCCAACAUCAGGGUCUUUUCCAUGAGGUGGCCAAAGUCUUGGAGCCUCAGCUUCACAAUCUGUCCUUCCAGUGAGCACUCAGGGCUGAUUUCCUUCAGAAUGGAUAGGUUUGAUCUUCUUGCAGUCCAUGGGACUCUCAAGAGUCUCCUCCAGCACCAUAAUUCAAAACCAUCAAUUCUUCGGCGAUCAGCCUUCUUUAUGGUCCAUUUUCGAUGAUAGAAUCCCUAAAAUGACUAACUCCUGUUAAACUUCUAUAUCUGAACAGGCACUGGGAUUGCUUCAAAACCAUGUGGCUUAGAAUGUUUAAUAAAAGAAACGAUUUUUUUUUUUGGAAACAGGCAUUAUAACAAAGGCAGUUUAUAAGUCUAGUGAAGAAGAUAAACAGGAAGAGGAAGUGAAGAAGUCCUUAGAACAACACGACAACAUAGUGACACGCUACAAAAGCAUCAUUAGAGUUCAGGUAAAAAAACCAAACAUCUUAGCUUCAUUUGCACUAGUGGGCCCUGUAUCUGCUUUAGGUGGUAUAUAUUAGGGCCAAACUACCCAUUACUGUAAUCGUGCUAUUUAAACAUAUUAUUAGAACUUGCAGCUUGGGGGUGGCACUGAUCCACUCUGGGUGCGCUGACACCUGUGAUUACCCUAAAUUCUGGAUAUGCAGUUUUGUUUGUAUCUGGGAACGUUGCACUAACUGUUUAUACCAUAAAAUAUAUUGCACAGUGCUACUAGUUUAAUGCGAAAGGGACGCAGGUGGCGCUGUGGGUUAAACAACAGAGCCUAGGACUUGCCGAUCAGAAGGUCGGCGGUUCGAAUCCCCGCGACGGGGUGAGCUCCCGCUGCUCGGUCCCAGCUCCUGCCCACCUAGCAGUUCGAAAGCACGUCAAGUGCAAGUAGAUAAAUAGGUUCCCCUCUGGCGGGAAGGUAAACAGUGUUUCCGUGCGCUGCUCUGGUUCGCCAGAAGCGGCUUAGUCAUGCUGGCCACAUGACCCGGAAGCUGUACACUGGCUCCCUCGGCCAAUAAAGCGAGAUGAGCACCGCAACCCCAGAGUCAGUCACGACUGGACCAAAUGGUCAGAGGUCCCUUUACCUUUUUACUAGUUUAAUGUACUGGCAAACACAGGCAAAUGCACAGACAUGUGCAAGCAUUAUUUUAGACCAGUGGCAUUGUGUGGCAUUCUGUAUAGCAUAAGCAGUUAGAGCCAAGUUCCUUUGCAAAUGUCUGUAGGUAAAUGCCUAUGGGUGCUUAAUUUUUGUGGUGAUUUUUUAAAAAAAAUAUAUAACAGUAGCAAUCAACAGAAUUUAAAAAAUGAAUGUAAGAUUCCAUUAAGUAGAUUCUUGUUUUAUUUUCCAGGAUCAGGAGCUUGAGGAGUUGAAGAAACAAGUAGAAUCUAUAAAAGUUCAAAAUGAGCAGCUUCAGGCAACAGUCACCCAGCAAAUGUCGCAGAUCCAACAACACAAGGACCAGUACAAUCUCCUUAAAGUACAGCUAGGUAGGACUGCUAGCUGUGACCUGUCUAAGUUUUGCUGUCAAAUGCAGAUUGCUGUGCAUUUUCAGACCAUGGAACGCCACAUUUUACUUUGAUGCAAAUUGUUUGAGCAGCCCUGGAAAAUGCGUGAAACUAGUACAGUGGUGCCCCGCAAGACGAAUGCCUCGCAAGACGGAAAACCCGCUAGAUGAAAGGGUUUUCCGUUUUUGAGUUGCUUCGCAGGACGAAUUUCCCUAUGGGUUUGCUUCGCAAGACGAAAAUAUCUUGCGAGUCUUGAGAUUUUUUUUUUCGCUCCCCCCCCCCUUUUCCUAAGCCGCUAAGCCGAUAAGCCUUUAAUAGCCGCUAAACUGCUAACAGCACUAAUCCGCUAAGCCGCUAAUAGGGUUGCUUCGCAAGACGAAAAAACCGCUAGACGAAGACACUCGCAGAACGGAUUAAUUUCGUCUUGCGAGGCACCACUGUACUAGUUUUUGGGACCCGGGUGGUGCUGUGGGUUAAACCACAGAGCCUAGGACUUGCUGAUCAGAAGGUCGGUGGUUCGAAUCCCUGCAACGGGGUGAGCUCCUGUUGCUUGGUCCCUGCUCCUGCCUACUAGCAGUUCGAAAGCACGUCAAAGUGCAAGUAGAUAAAUAGGUACCGCUUCGGUGGGAAGGUAAACGGCGUUUCCGUGUGCUGCUCUGGUUCGCCAGAAGCGGCUUAGUCAUGCUGGCCACAUGACCUGGAAGCUGUACGCUGGCUCCCUCGGCCAGUAAAGCGAGAUGAGCACCACAACCCCAGAGUCGUUCACGACUGGACCUAAUGGUCAGGGGUCCCUUUACCUUUACCUAGUACUAGUUUAUAUUGGGUUUCUGGGACCUAUAAACUGAAACAAGACAAGGGACUGGGAGUGGGGCAAAAUAAAGUUGUCGGUGGGAAAAGCUGUGAAAACCUGCUGAGGCAGAAGAGUUAGUAAGGUGGCAACCUGGAAUUGUAGGAACAAAAGACGCAGUGAAUGGACAGGUAUCCUGGUCUUGGAACUUCAUUGGAAUCCUAUCCAUUACUCCCACAGAACUGGCAUUAAAACUGUGUGGUUGAGUGUAUUUCUUCCUUUGCCACAAUCGCUGCAUUCAAAAGUGGGUUCGCAAAAGAUAACCCGCUUAAUCUUGGGUCUGGCUCUUGCACAACCAUAGUGCUUAGGAUAGGCCCAGUAGGAUUUAAUCACUAUGCUGCUUUUUCACAUCUCAAGUGCAGCAAAAAUGAAGGAGGGGUGUGUGGCUUUGUUCCUCCCAGGGAGGUGGCAUGUCUCUUGUCUUGAAAGAGUCUUUGUUGGCUGAAGGGAUAGCCAGUACCAGUCAUAGUUCAGAGUCUAGGCACUAUUCUUCCCUGCUUUUCCCAAGCUAGGAAGAAGUUGGCACCAUGCACGUAAGUAGCCAUCUCUUUGUGUUUGUGUAAACUUUCUCCUGCCACCCCCCAAUUAUCCCUGAUUGACUCGCCAGGGAGAAAUUAGUAGGGAAGAGGUCUUCUACAAUAAUAGAUAUAUUCCAGUCCGAAGACUUCUAAACUGCUGACCCCAGACUGAAAGAAAAAUGGUGUGCAUACAAAAUGAUGCAAGACUUUUUCAUAGGUCCCACAGAGAAAAUGCAGAUAUCUUUGUAGAACCUGAGCCUGAAAGCAUUAUUGGUGACUGAUUCUAAUAACUGUAAACUAGGACUGUACAGACACCAGUCUUGUGCAGGUGUGGUUUUUUUGUCACUAUAUUCCCCAUCAGUGUGUGUGUGUCUUUUAAAAAAAUGCAUAUUCAGUGUCUCUUAACAGUUAAGGUGUACUAAUCCUACCCUGGAAAUACGUUUUACUGAAGGUGUGGGAUAUAAAUUGCAUCAAUAAACAAACGUAUAUAAACUGAUCCUUGGUGUACAUACUGUUGCUUAAGAGCAGAAGUGCUGUGCAGGAUCAGACGAAGGGCCAUUUAGUCCAGCAUUCUUGAUAAGACUGCCGGCAGCCAAUUCUCCACUCUCUGCCCACUCUGACGCUAAGUGACAGUGAGACAUAAUUAUCCAUAUGUACCUAGCUCAUGGGGACGCGGGUGGCGCUGUGGGUUAAACCACAGAGCCUAGGGCUUGCUGAUCAGAAGCUCGGCGGUUUCGAAUCCCCGCGACGGGGUGAGCUCCUAUUGCUCGGUCCCUGCUCCUGCCCACCUAGCAGUUCGAAAGCACGUCAAAAGUGCAAGUAGAUAAAUAGGUACCACUCCAGCGGGAAGGUAAACCGUGCGCUGCUCUGGUUGGCCAGAAGCAGCUUAGUCAUGCUGGCCACAUGACCCGGAAGCUGUAUGCCAGCUCCCUUGGCCAAUAAAGUGAGAUGAGCGCCGCAACCCCAGAGUUGUUUGCGACUGGACCUAACGGUCAGGGGUCCCUUUACCUUUAUUUACCUCGCUCAUAGUACCAUUUCUAAGGAAGGAAAGAUUUUAAAUGAGUUUGGGAUGGGAAAUAUUUGUGGAAUUUUUGUCCCAGAACUCUACAAAUGGGUCAUUUUCAAAUCUAACAGGAAAAGACAAUCAGCAUCAUAGUUCCCAUGGUGAUGUGGCUCAAAUGAAUGGCGUUCAGCCGGAAGAAAUCAGCAAAUUGCAUGGGGAGAUAGAAGAAUGGAAACACAAGCUUGAACUGUUGCAGGAACAACUGAAGGAACGAGAUUCUUUGAUUGAAAGCUUGGUGAGUACAUGAGUGUCAGCUAUUGAUACCUGAUAUGAAAAUUCCAGUCCAUCUUUUUCUUGGGUAAAAUGCUGAUCAGAAAAGGCUUGUUUUCUUGCUCAGAUCAGAGGCAGGCAAGUUCCUGAUACCAGGGGAAGAAGGCAUUGGUCCCAUUGUCACUUUUUAUUCCUUAGUUGAACAGACUGGUUAAUGGGAAAGAAUGUGACUUUCAGUAUGGAUAUGUUUGUUUGUAAGACUUUUAUCCCAUCGUAAUGCACAUAGCCUCAAGGCAGUGGCUUGCGAUAACAAAAGGAAAAAAUAAAUACGGCUGAUGAAACCACCUUGAAACACCAGUACAGAGAAAUGUAUUUAAAUGGGCUUUGGAUGUUUUUAACAGCUAUUUUGUUAAAGGCAAAAGAGAACAAGACAGAUUUCAUUGACUGCCUAAAAAAUAGUAAAGAAGGCACAAAGCAUGUCUAGGCUGGGGUGUCCAUGGUUUGGGUACCACUGCUAUAAAUGUCCUUUUUUCAGUAGCUACUUAUCUAAUCUCCAAAAGUGGUCUUCAGAUGGGACUCUGUGGCAGAUCCUAACUGCUGAGACCAACAAUUGCCUGUUGUUUUAAAUGCUAUCAUAACCUGUUGGUUGUUCACAGCCAUUAUUGAAGUUUCUUUUAAUGAUUUUCAGUCCACUAUUGGAAGUGACUUCCAUACAUGUGUCCUCACAAGGCUAAAAUGGAUAUGCUGACCUAAUAACCUUAUGAGUGUCAAUAUCUGAAUUGUAAGGAGGCACAUGUAGUAAAUGCUUCCAACUUGAUAAUCAUAGUCACUGAUUUGUUGCAGCAUUUCUCUGAAUGGUUGUUAAGUAAUGGAGGCAGUGUAGUCACAAGCAAUAUGUAAAAUCUGCAGUGCUGCUUGUUCAUUGGCAAAUUGUCAAGUAGUGGAUCGGGAUGGAAAAGGCAUUAUUCCUUCCUCUUAUUUUGGUUUUAAAUACCUAUACCAGAGCUGACAUAAUAAUAAUAAUCACCAACACCUGCAUGGAAAAUUGAGUUCUAUGCCAUGUAUGUCAAAAUAUGUCAUUAUAUUGCAUAUUUUGUAUCUGCUGUUCGUGGGCAGAGUGGCAAUGGUCUGUACUACAGUGGUACCUCGGGUUAAGUACUUAAUUCAUUCCGGAGGUCCAUACUUAACCUGAAACUGUUCUUAACCUGAAGCACCACUUUAGCUAACGGGGCCUCCUGCUGCCGCUGUGCCACCUGAGCACGAUUUCUGUUCUCGCCCUGAAGCAAAGUUCUUAACCUGAGGCACUAUUUCUGGGUUAGCAGAGUCUGUAACCUGAAGCGUAUGUAACCCGAGGUACCACUGUACUUCCUGAAUCCUUCUGAUCACUGAAAACGCUGCAGCGCGUAUCUUCUUGUUUCAAAGACGGCAUCAGGCACUGCCACAAACUUGUCAGCCUAUAACUGAAGCCAAAAGGGCUUGCUUUUAAAAAAGAAAAUGUUUGAGUUUCUCAGGAUUUAUGGAAGUGCUUUGUUAAAAAAUCCUUAUCCUUUUUAAAUAAAUGUUUCCUUCGUUAAUAUCCGAUAUUUGCAGAAGCUUUCGCCCGCAGCAGGAGGAACAACAACAGAGCAGUCUUCACAAACGAACAAACCAAGUGGCCCUGACGUUGACAGAGAACUAUAUAAAGUAAGAAUUCCUGUUGCUUCCGUAAGAUAUUCUGUCGUGACUGCUGCUGUUUGAGAACAUGGUUCCUCCCCAGUUGCAAUCUGUGAAGGUACCCUUAGUAGGAAACCUGAUCGAAAAGUAGCAUUAUAUACCAUAUUUUUUGCUCUGUAGGACGCACCGGACCAUAGGAGGGGGAGAACAGGGAAAAAAAUUUCUCCCUCUCUCUGCUCAGCGCCCCUUCAGCGAAGCGGCAGGAGAAAGGGAGCCCCUUCCAUGUCUCCUCCUGCUUCACUGAAGGGGCGCUUCGCAGAGAGGGAAAACUGUGCAGCGCCUCUCCAGCAAAGCGAAGCCUGGAGAGCAAGAGGGAUCGGUGUGCACCGACCCCUCUCACUCUCCAGGCGGGCAUCCGCUAGCCUUCAGGGCGCAGCGGGAACUCCUGCUGCGCUCCGAAGGCUUGCGGAUAGCUGCCUGAAGCCCCCAGAGCGCAGCCUUUGAAGCCUCCUCAGAGCAGCAGGGUGCCUUCACCCCGCUGCCCGGCGGAGCCUUUGCGCAGCCAUCCCCAAGCUAGAACAGCGAGACGGAGGGUGGAGACGCUCCUUCAGGUAUACUGGACCGAGGCCGUUUAGGGCUUUAAAGGUCAGCACCAACAUUUUAAAUUGUGCUUGGAAACGUACUGGGAGAUAAAUGGGUACCGCUCCGGCAGGAAGGUAAACGGCGUUUCCGUGCGCUGCUCUGGUUCUCCAGAAGCGGCUUAGUCAUGCUGGCCACAUGACCUGGAAGCUGUACGCCGGCUCCCUCAGCCAAUAAAGCGAGAUGAACGCCGCAACCCCAGAGUCGCCCACGAUUGGACCUAAUGGUCAGGGGUCCCUUUACCUUUACCUUUACCACCGUAUUACAUUGUUCUUUUUUAUAGCGCGUUGAAACUGUCUGUCGACAAACGCCGCUCCCUUGGCCGGAAAGCAAGAUCAGCACCCCAACCCCAUAGUCGCCUUUGACUGGACUUAACUGUCCAGGGGUCCUUUACCUUUACCUUUACCUUACACUCAUAAAAGGGACACAGGUGGCGCUGUGGUGUAAACCACUGAGCCUUGGGCUUGCCGAUCAGAAGGUCAGCAGUUCAAAUCCCCGCGACGGGGUGAGCUCCCGUUGCUCGGUCCCUGCUCCUGCCAACCUAGCAGUUCGAAAGCACGUCAAAGUGCAAGUAGAUAAAUAGGUACCGCUCUGGCGGGAAGGUAAACAGUGUUUCAGUGUGCUGCUCUGGUUCGCCAGAAGCGGCUUAGUCAUGCUGUACUCCGGCUCCCUCAGCCAAUAAAGCGAGAUGAGUGCCGCAACCCCAGAGUCGUCCACGACUGGACCUAAUGGUCAGGGGUCCCUUUACCUUUACCUUCCUUGUCUGAUCCAUCCCUGGCAACCUACCAUGGGAGUUGGGCCCGCUAACACCUGGCAGCAUCCCUGGCCACAACCACUAUUUGGACAUUCAUUUGCAAAGCCGAAUCCAAGAGUCCACCCCCCCAAACGGCAAGUUUGCUUUUUUAAGGGGAGCACCACCCCAUCCAAAACAGGCUGAAUCCUUAUUUCAGCACCACGCUCUCCUAACCAGGAGUACCUUUGAAAUGCAAAAACAUUGUUCUGGAGUAAGUAUAUCGGUGUGUAAUGAAUGAAGGUCUGCAGGGUUAAAGAAAUUGAAAAAUGGUGCAAGAGGCAUAAAGAUAGAGGUAAUCUACACUAGACACAACAGUACAGAAAGGCGAAAGAUUUAUACGAUCUAAAGAGAAACCAGAGUAUAUAGGAUUUAUGAAAGAAGGAUUUAUAUCUAGAUGUUUGGAUAGAGAGGAUAAAGAAAACAGGAAAACAGGAAGACACAAUGAGAGAUAAAGGAGGUGCUGUGGGAUUGGUGGAAGUCAAUGUCUUGCUGUUGUUUUAGUGUUUAUAUUAUUAACUUGUAAGAUAUGGAUUUGUUUGUUUUUUUGUUUUGUUUUUGUUUUAGUAUUCGAAUGUUGAUUUUUGUGUGUUGUGUAUUGUUAUUUUUUGAUGUCUUUCGUGUUGUUGUUGUGUGGAAAAUACUAAUAAAAUUAAUUUAUUUUAAAAAAAAUACAGAAAGAUUAAAAACUAUGAGGUCUCAGAACAAAGGAAGGAAGUCAAUAUGUGUAUAUGUACGUAACAGUUAGUAUAAUGAUAUGGUUUUCUUUGUAGAUGUGAUUUUUAUUUUUGUUUUCUUUUUUUCUUUUUUUUCUUUUGUUUUGCUUUGCCUUGUUUGUUCUGCUUUGUUUUUAAAAAUAAGAAAAAAAAAUGAGUUGUGUGCAUUGGUGAUGCCCUCCAAACCUCUGGAAAAUCCUCCCCAUUAGCUCCAUGUCCUACUUCUGUUUGCAAACAAUGCUAUUAUCUUAACAGAAUAAUUGAUUUAUUUUUCACCCCCUUCACAGGAAGUUGAAACCCUGAGGGCGCAAAUCCAGUCACAGUCCACAGACAUUAUUAAACUUCAGAGUGAAAAGCAAGAACUGCUUCAAAAACUGGUAAUAUAAGACUUUCACUCCUAUCUUUUUGUCCUUGUAUUGUUUCUAUGGGAUGUAAUAAACAGUAAUGGUCCUCUUGUCUCCUUCAACUGACCAGCAGAAUCCAUAAAUAGCCAUAGUCUUUUCUUAUACCACAUAAGCUCUAGCGGCCCACAUUCACACAGAUUGUCUGAUUUGUUGCGUUAGCUGUACUUUGCCGCACAGAACGCAUUGCAGGUGUUGGACCAAAUAUAUCUCCUGUACCCUGUCAGUCUUGUUGAGUCUUCUUUGUUUUGCAGAGCAUAGCCCCGGUUCCUGUAUCAGGAGACGAUGGCACCAUUAUGGUAGCAAAGACAGCCGACUUGGAAAGAAGACUCUCAAUGCUCUUGCAAGAGAAUAAAGAACUAAAGGUUGUUUCCCAAUUAAAAAAUACCACGUUUUUAAUUUAAGUGUUCAGUUAAGAUUUGCCGAAGUGGCGGCUUCAUCCUUGCUCAACUCAACACUGGGGUGGGAAAGGGGCAGAUAUCACAAAUUAGAAAUGUUCCCAUAGGAAAUAAUGGAAAUUGUGGACUCAUUAUGCAAACGCUCACCUAACAGAUGAUUUCCUGGGAUCGUUGUUGUUGUUUUUUUAUAAGUGGAACCUGCAUGUUCACAUUCAGUGGAUUGUAUAAUCACCCUGAGAUACUUGAUUUUCAAUAGCCAUAGCUCACUGGUAGAACAAUUGCAUGAGAUCUCCAAGUUCAACACGUCGAUUAAACAAAUCGCUAUCCACUGCUGGGAGACCGCUUAGCUGGAGCCGGCAGAACCGCCUUAACAAGUUCUGUUGCUUAGAAUAAUUAGUUUCCAUAGAGAUGUCAAAAUGUUGUUGUUUAGUCGUUUAGUCGUGUCCGAUUCUUUGAGACAUCAUGGACCAGAGCACGCCAGGCACUCCUGUCUUCCACUGCCUCGUGCAGUUUGGUCAAACUCAUGCUGGUAGCUUCGAGAACACUAUCCAACCAUCUCGUCCUCUGCCGUCCCCUUCUCCUUGUGCCCUCCAUCUUUCCCAACAUCAGGGUCUUUUCCAGGGAGUCUUCUCUUCUUAUGAGGUGGCCAGAGUAUUGGAGCCUCAGCUUCAGGAUCUGUCCUUCCAGUGAGCACUCAGGGCUGAUUUCCUUAAGAAUGGAUAGGUUUCUUAAGAAUGGAUAGGUGCUACACUCAAUAUGCCAGCAAGUUUGGAAAACUCAGCAGUGGCCAAAGGAUUGGAGAAGAUCAGUCUACAUCCCAAUCCCAAAGAAUGGCAGUGCCAAAGAAUGCUCCAACUACCGCACAAUUGCACUCAUUUCACACGCUAGCAAGGUUAUGCUUAAAAUUCUACAAGGAAGGCUCAAGCAGUAUGUGGACCGAGAACUCCCAGAAGUGCAAGCUGAAUUUAGAAGAUGUCAAAAUAAACUGGUAUAAUAGAGAUGUCAAAAUAAACUGGUAAAGUGUAACUUCACUACUGAAGGAUUUUUGCCAUUCCUUGGGGAAUAUUUUGGAAGGCUAACAUAUGUUUUUCAUGGUGGUAUAGUCUGUCCAAUCCAAAUUUUUAAGACAGAAUUUUUCUGUACCACCUUGUGUCCGAAACGCAGUAUUACAACUGGAGGCAAGUCUUCCCUCUGUAGAAGCUCGGUCCUGGCAAAGAACUCUUAAUUAUUGGCUCUGUCUAAAUCUAAAUCCACCCGGUCUACUGCCCUUAGUGACACAAGACCCCCAUAAAAGUGUGUGGUCUAAAAUUGUGCACCAAAAAUUCCUCUCCUGCCGACUCCACCCACAUCAGCUUCUCACAAUGGGCUUUAUUAAAGCAAAAAGGCUAAUUGGACAGCGUCUGAAGAACUUAGAGCAACAGAACAAUCUGACCACUAUAAAGAAACUCUGUCCUUGAUUGGAAGACACAAGAUUUACCCACCCGGGAAGAAUGGCAGAUGAAGUUGAUGGACUAUAUGGAACUGGCAGAAAUGACUGGCAGAAUCCGAGACCAGGGAGAAGAGUCGGUGGAAGAAGAUUGGAAAAAAUUUAAAGACUAUUUACAGAAAUACUGUAAAAUUAAUGAAUGUUAGGAAAAUGUUGGAAUGAAGUUAUAUGGCUUUAGUAGAAAUGUUAUAAGGAAUUAAGUACAGAUAGGUUAAUAGAGCAUUAAAGGAAAAAUAAGGUUAGAAUGAGUUAAGAUAAUUAUAGGAUAGAAAACAGAGGAAGAUGGAAAGGAAUUGCUGAAAUAAUUAACAGAAGUGGAAUACAAAAAGGGAGGUGUGAGGAGGUCAUGGAAAUAAGUGAAUGAAAGAUGGGAUAAUGAAAUUGUUUGAUUUAUUUUAUUGUUUUUGUUUCGUUUUGUUAGUUUGAUGUGUUGUAUUGUAUUGUCUUUUUAGUGUUUAAGUUUUUGGAAAAAUAAUAAAUAUUAUUUUGUUUUAAAAAAAGAAACUCUGUCCUUGGUAUGCCUUUCCCCCCCUUCUCAGUUUUAUUCCCUGGCACCAUAUUUGUAUAAAUUAACUAUCCCAAAAUACAGACGUGCCUUCACACUGGCCAGAUUGGAUGUGAUGCACUCUUCCGUACUUGAGGGCAGAUACCAAAAGAUUCCAACUGAGAAACGACUCUGCCCCUGUGCAAUCUGGAAACGGUGGCUCCUGUUCUCCUGUCCUGUCCCCUUUAUAAAGAUCUGAGGAAUGAGAUCACCCCACUCUUACUUUCCAUCCCAGGCCGCCCAUCUGCGGCCAUCUUGUUCUUUCUUUUAUCAGAUCAAAAUGAUCAGGCAACAGCAAAGGUUUAUCGAAGGUGCAGUGAGAUUAAGGGCCACUAUCUGAACGAUAGUCUUGGUCAUUUGAUUGCCCUUUUUACCCAUUGUUGUCUUUUUAAUUGUAUAUAUUGCUUGUUUUAUGUUGCUAUGGCCGUUGGCUAAUGCAAAUAAAGUUUAUCUAUCUAUGGUGGUAUAAUAAGGGCACAUUAUCUUCAAACACCAACCUUCCUCUAGUUCCGUGGUUCCCAAAGUGGGACACACGCCCUACAGGGGGGCAAUUUGAUUUUUGGGGGGAGCAAUUCGAGAAUGAGUUAUGGACAGUUAAUGGCCUUUUAGGCUUCCUCCAUGUUAAUAGGAAUUCACUUUUUGAAUACAGUGGUGCCUCGCAAGACGAAAAGAAUCCGUUCGGCGAGUCUCUUCAUCUUGCGGUUUUUUCGUCUUGCAAAGCAAGCCCAUUAGCGGAUUAGUGCUAUUAGCGGAUUAGCAGGCUUAGCGGAUCAGCUGAUUAGCGGCUUAGCGGAUCAGCUGAUAAGCGGCUUAGUGGCUUAAUGGAUCAGCUGUUAAGCGGCUUAGCGGAUCAGCUGAUAAGCGGCUUAGCGAUCAGCUGUUAAGCGGCUUAGCGAUCAGCUGAUAAGCGGCUUAGCGGAUCAGCUGAUAAGCGGCUUAGCGGAUCAGCUGAUAAGCGGCUUAGCGGAUCAGCUGAUAAGCGGCUUAGCGGAUCAGCUGAUAAGCGGCUUAGCGGAUCAGCUGAUAAGCGGCUUAGCGGAUCAGCUGAUAAGCGGCUUAGCGGAUCAGCUGAUAAGCGGCUUAGCGGCUUGGGAAAAGGGGGGGGGAACCCGCAGGAACUCGCAAGACAUUUUCGUCUUGCGAAGCAAGCCCAUAGGAAAUUCGUUUUGCGAAGCACCUCCAAAACGGAAAACCCUUACGUCUAGCGGGUUUUCCGUCUUGCGAGGCAUUCAUCUUGCGGGGCACCACUGUAAUAAGAAUUAUAUGUAACCGGGGGGGUGUAUGUGUCAGGAUUUUAGAGAUGCUUAGGUGGGGCAUGGCCAAGAAAUGUUUCGGAACCACUGCUCUAGUUACUUAGAGAUAGUGCCUUUAGAAAGCUUACACUUCAAUGAAUGCUAUCUGCACAUUUUUAAGGAAGAUACUUGGAUAAUCUGGUGGAGGGUGGGUUUUUGGGUGUAAUCAUAUUAUAAAUUAUUCUUCCCAUUAUGUACGGAUCCAGGCAGGGGGGAUCUCGUUACAUGUUCUGCCACACUAUUUGGCUUAAGCACCACAAGUUUUAGAUUACUUCCACAGUGGCAUUGUUUGCUAUAGCCUCUGAGAAACUCUGUGUGCAUUUUCUGACAAAUUUAUGACUAAGCCGAAUUGAUUCACAUAGCCUAUUGAGGGAGUAUAUGCCAAAUCCAGUGUACUGUACAAUCAGGGUAAAUAAUUCCAGACUGAACUGUCUGACUUUGUAGAAGGCAGCUUCAUAUGUUUAUAAAAUUCCUCACCCAAAAUGUGAGGAAAGAAUUGCUUGGUGCUUGUCCUUGUAUCAAAUCUCUGUCCAUUUAGCUCCAUAUGGAUUGAGCACGGAGGGAAGGGAAGUGAGGAUUCUGAUUACAGCGGGUCACUUUUAUUUUUUUAAGGCCCCUUGUUUGGGACAUCCAGGAUAGCUUUCAUAUUAAAGUACUGUUUUGGUACCAGAUGGGUGGCGUUAGCAAUUUUAGCCGUGAUGUAUUCUAAUAUUUCCCCCUCCCUCUCCUGCCAGAAUGAAAUUGCGGCCCACGGCGAGGAAAAGGCUUCACUGAAGCAGCAGCUGGACUCAUCCAACAGUACUGUGGCUAUUUUGCAAAACGAGAAAAGCAAAUUGCAGAAAGAAGUCGCAGAAUCUAAGAAGGAACAGGACGAUCUGCUGGUUCUUCUGGCUGAUCAGGAUCAGAAAAUAAUUGCGUUAAAGGAUAAGCUCAAGGAGCUUGGAGAACCGGUAAGAUGAACGUUCAUUAGGUUUGCGCGUUUGAUUUUUCCAAUCAUGGAAAGCAAACAGCCCAGUUUUAGUCUGGAUUGGCAACAUUUUUGCUGCUCUGAUGAUGAGCAGAGCCAGAAGAAGUAUUCUGGAUUAACUAAUUUGGAAUAAAGGCUGCCCUGCUUUAGUUUUCAUUGACUUUAGUACUGUAUUCAUGUGCUGUAGCAGACAGGCUCCAACCAUCUCAGAGGAGGCUUUCAUCCUCCUCUUCUCAUCCACGGUUUUGCAAGUAUUUAUGUCAAAAGCAGUUUUAACGUACGUUCUAAGUUUUUAGUAAACGUCUUAUUUUUACAAAACAUUUUAUUUACAGUUAAAACAAUUUAUUUCUAUUUAUUUAAUUUGCAUAUCACCCUUCAUCCAUAGAUCUCAAAGCGGUUCACAACAUAAAAAUACAAGAUAAAAACACAAAAUACGUAACAAAAGCACACCACCACCACCCCCCAGUAAAAUUAAUGCCAUUUUUAAAAAUAAAAUGCCAUUUAAAAAAUCUGUCCAGUUAAUUGUUGGACAUGCAGAAUACGUUUUGUCCGUCAACUAAAUGCCGCAACCUCUUUUUUCUUUUAAAGGUUGAAGAUGACGAUGAACUGGAAUCUGGUGACCAAGGUGAGGAAGAUGAAGGGGACGACGAAGACGACGAGGAAGAUAAUUAAGCUUUAUUGUGUCAAAUAUGGGAAUCCUGUACUGCAUUAUAAGAAUAAAUGUUGAUGGCCUUGUGAUGCAAAAUACCUGGUUAAAGAAGCGGAAGGAUCACUAGAACUAGUCCUGAGUUUCUGGUGUGAAGUUGGGAAAUGCUUUGUAGCUGAAACAGAAGUCUGCCGUUUUAAGUUUUACAUGCACAUCCGAACCGAAUUGUUAACACACUAGAAGCUGUUUUAGAUGCUUUCCUGAAGCAUUGGAAGGUAACAGUUUGGUUAACCAAGCGUGUUGGCAUUUGCAUAUGUUCCGUGUGUUUGUCAUUACUUAUCUAAUUUGGAUCUUCGGUGUGAUUAAAUAUGGUAUGUAUAUGGUUUAACAUCUGUUGAAUGAAAUCAUUGCUUCCUGUAUUCAGCAUGGAGAGAACUCGGACUCUUUCUUGCUACUUCAAAACAGAAAUUAUUACUGAAGUGUAUGGGACUGGCAAGUUAAGGGGUUUUAACCUUUUGGCUGCUUGUUGGUGGGUUUCAGAUUGAGAGGAACUGUAGAGCAUUGAGUGCCUUGCGCCUGAAACGGCUGCAUUCUGUACCUCAGAGGAAAAAGAGAAACCGAAACAACUUGGGAGGGAUUUCCGUAGACAAAUAGCAGCGUUUGGUAGCAUAUUAAAACAAAAUUUUAUUUUUAGCAAAAACCCAUGCAGAAGUUUUAAGAUGCUACCAGAUUAUCACGUUAAAAACAAGCCUUUUGUUCUGUUAUUAAAAUCACAUACUGAUCGAUUAUAAUUUAUUGACUUUUGCGCCCAAUAGGUAAGAUUUUUAAAAAGAGAAAUUAAGUGCAGUUGCUGCAUCAACUUGCUGUUUUGGUAAUAAAAAUAGAUGCUAUAACUAUUUAGUAUUCAUUUACUUGGUUUACUUCUGACUGCUUUAAAUCACGUUUCUUGAAUGCUGCUGUAUUUGAAAUAGUCUUAAUUUUUUUUUUAAAAAAAAAAGAUUGACUUGUUAAAGUGCUAUCAAACAUGGCAUCUAUCAGGGAAACGUGGCAAAUUGGUGAAGAUGUUUGCAAAAUUUGUAGAGCUGUUUCUGUUCAUUCCAAUUAUUGACUCAGCUUACAGAACAGUUACUUCUUAACUCUAAAGUAAGUAGGAUUUGGGCCAAUGCUAUACAAAAAUGUAUUUUUAGAUACUCUAUUUUGUACUUACCAGUUUGUCAAGAUACAGGUAACAUAAGCUGAGUUGCAGCAAAAUAAAUUGGAACGCUACCUCGAUAUUGUAAUCCCUCUUUGGAAAUAUGGAUAUUCCAUGUGCAAAAGGCUUUCUGCUGUCCAACAUGGGUUGUUUUGGGCUGUUUUAACCAAUAUAUCUGCUUCUAUGUGCAAGGAACAGGAAGGGUUACACUUCAAUAUUGCAAACUGUAGGAACUAGUUGCCCACAGAACUCAGUUAACUUCAGGGACUGACGUUCAGCAGCCCUAAUUCACAGUGGCAAGUUAUGGUAAAAAGGUAAAGGGACCCCUGACCGUUAGGUCCAGUCGUGGCCGACUGUGGGGUUGCGACGCUCAUCUCGCUUUAUUGGCCGAGGGAGCCGGCGUUCAGCUUCCAGGUCAUGUGGCCAGCAUGACUAAGCCGCUUCUGGCAAACCAGAGCAGCGCACGGAAACGCCGUUUACCUUCCCGCCAGUGCGGUACCUAUUUAUCUACUUGCACUUUGACGUGCUUUCGAACUGCUAGGUUGGCAGGAGCAGGGACCGAGCAACGGGAGCUCACCCCAUCGCAGGGAUUCGAACCGCUGACCUUCUGAUCGGCAAGUCCUAGGCUCUGUGGUUUAACCCACAGCGCCACCCGCACUUUCACCAAACUUUGUGUUGUAGCAGCUCUUCAGUGCCGCCAGCAGUUGUCUUUCCCAGCCCUUUUAAACUUUCCCCCAGGCCUCUUUUUAACUGGAAUAAUUUGUUAAAAUGCAUUCAUAACUAGCAACAGGUUGUGCGGAAGUUUUAAAGCUAUCUCAUAGGAACAGAAUUUGCACGUGUAUAAUUGCAUGCAAGGUUUUUAAAGUUGGCCCCUUCCCAAAGCGGUCUUCUAAAUAAUAAUUUAAUUUCAAAUUAAAUCUUCUUUGCCUCUGUG
This is a messenger RNA of Podarcis lilfordi (Lilford's wall lizard), 57548 nucleotides long. The record is from the annotation of a GenBank genome assembly. Lineage: Eukaryota; Metazoa; Chordata; Lepidosauria; Squamata; Lacertidae.